Molecule: messenger RNA, 46951 nt
Organism: Xyrichtys novacula (pearly razorfish)
Lineage: Eukaryota; Metazoa; Chordata; Actinopteri; Labriformes; Labridae
Source: the annotation of a GenBank genome assembly
GUUCAGACUGCUGCUGCUGUCAUUGACUGGGGUGGUGGACAGAAAAGGCCAAAUGAUUCAGUGAACGGGGCGACGAGUCCAGCACAGCAUGGACUGCUGCCCGCCAUAGUUAGAGCAGCCUUUAGUUUUUAUUUUUAUUUCCUCGAAGUCAAACCUCUUUAUCGGUAGAAAGUAUUCUUAAUUCCUUUCUCUCGCCGCUGAAGAAAACAGACAACAAUGGAUCGAGUGAAAAGCUCCAUGCAGCAAGUCCCCAACGCUAUUCCCAAAGUGAUCCGACGGACCGGAGGGGCCAACAGCCUGGAGCUGGAGAAGGAAAACUUUGAGAGAGGGCAGGUAAGCGGGAGCACACACUAAUGUUGUAAGAUUAUUUCUCUGAAAGCGUGGGCCGAAGGUCCCACAGCUGAGAGCAGCUUUACAAUGUGGGAGGAUAGUAACAGUCAUGUCAGGAUAUUUGCUGUCAGCUAAAACAAAUGUCUCUCAUGAGCCUCUAAAAUCGUAUGGUUAAGACACAGAUGGCAAAUAUGUGUAUUUAUAUGUGUGUGUGUGUGAAUUUCUGUAUAUAUGUGUGUGUGUGUGUAUUUUUUUAUCAACAUACUGAAGCAAUUCCCUACAAUUUUUGCACUUAGUUUCUUUGACUGUGAUUUUGUGUCAUUUUGUGAUACCAGCUGUACUACAAACGAGCUAUUGAAAUGUGUUAUUUACCUUUGAAAUUAGAUGAUUGUGAACAAAACAGACAGGAGGGAUGCAAGUUUAGGCCUGAUGGAGCUGUGUCAUGUCUCAUAGGCUUCCACUGUCUCCUUUUGACCUAGGGUUAGGGCAGGAUCAGUAAUGGUGAUGAUGAGGAUGGUGAGGAUGAUGAGAUCCGAAGUGAGACCGGUCUAUUUUAGGACAGAAUGCAUCUUUACAUUGUUAUUCAUAGCUUUCUGAAUAAUGAAUGUUGGGUAUCUUCAUGUGACUUUGCAUGAAAAGCUCUUCCUCUGACCAUAUGCAUGCAAGCUGCUGUUGUGCUGUGGAGCCUGCUGCUUCCUGCCUUGGAGGUCUCCCCUCUCCUCUCUUCCCCUAGCCUCUCCUUUCCCAGACCAGGCACAAGGGGAGGGGAGUAAGUGAGUGAGGAGGGGGGGAGAAAGUAGGUCAGAUGGAUCCAGGCAGCCAAACUGCCGUGGCUCUGCUGUAACGUGCUUCCUCCCAUUGACAGUGCACUCAUUACAGCCUAAAUGUGCACAGCAGGUAUUUGGCGAUUGUGUGUCUGGAAUGGAUGGUGGCUGUACAGUUUGCUCACCCCCCCACCAUAGCCCCCCACGCCUCCCCCUUCCGGGACAGCAGCAGCAUGGAUUAGAGACUGGGAGAGACGCAUGCGUGGCUCUUUAUGUAUCCCUAGCCAAGCUUGGUCACUGGGUCACUGUCAGGCUUCUGGGAUCAUCACACCCUACUGGAAGUGUGUCGAGGCAAAAUGCAUUCCAACGUAAAACAUGAGCGGGGUUUAUCUCUGUGUUGUGUUGUUCUCGCACCAAUGAUAAUGUUUGUCAUGGACAGGAAAAAACAUAGCAGUUAGUUUUCUCCCUUUUCUGUAUUAAAAGAUCUUAAUUAUCUGGGAUCAGUCACACAAAGCUCAGAGAUUUGCUGCAGUGAAAGUAUUCUUGCAAGAUGAAACAAGCCCGGGUUUGAUUGUGUGCAGCACAGCAUGACACAUUCAGUUUUCCCUCCUCUGGAAGAGUUUUCGCCUCUGUCUGAGUCGCUGUAGUUGUACAGAAAUCACUCGUGGGGCUUUGUUGUUGUUGUUUGUUUGUUCUUCUCUCACACCCCAUGGUUGACUUUUGACUGUAGAUCCGGAGCUGUGGCAGGCAGUGUGAGAAUCAAUGAAUCUGAUGUCGACUGUACAGAGGAUCAGUGAGAGAUAAUCUCUGAUGAUCUGUUGUGCGGUAAAGCUGCCCAAAUCUGUUGGGUAGCUGGCUUUCACCUCCUGUCUGCCUGCCCUGCCUGGCUGUCUUUGACUUUUACGUUUUCAGCCAUCUUUUUGUAGCCACAGAGCCCAUUUGAUAAAAAUUCAAUGUUUAUAGUCAACUAUGUGCAUGAUAAUAGGAUGUUUUUGUGUUUCUGUGGCCCUCUACCUUGUUCAGAAAGCCAUCGUCGGUUAAAAAAAAAAAAAAAGACUGACUCUAAGAAGUCCUUGCCUAUCUCUCUGUGGAGUUGGGUAAACAACCAGGGUGUGUUCAAAAUCCUCUCUGUCAUAGUGUCCACACUGGGUUAUAAAAAGAACCAAACAGGGCAGCCAGAUAGCACACAGCGCUUGCUUUUAAUGACAUGUUUAGCCCCAUAAUAGCAGCUGACUCUUUAAUUUAGAGUUUAAGGGGAUUUGAUCUUUGGUGUGUUUUUCCUCAAACUUCAUUGCAUGUUUUGGGUUCGUGUUCUGUUGUUUUUCAGCAAGACUAAAUCAACCAUUAUACAACAAGUUAGAAUCAUACUUCAUGUAUUUCCUUUACUUUCAAGGCUCCAAAAAUGACAGAAAUGCCAACUCCCUGUCGGAGUGCAAAACAGCCCCAAAGCUGUCAGAGGCAUGAAGAGGUUUUUCAUUUAAAGCUGGUGUGGGUUAUAAUCUCUGGACCGAUAUGAGCCAUAAUUAUUGCCUGUGGGAAAUUUCUUUUGGCACCACUUCGUCAGCUGGGGAAAGCAAAACAAGCCCCUGAAUGUCUCCAUGUAUGGAUUACAUAAUUAAAGCCUUAAAUUAAAUUUUGCUGCCAACUUCCCUCUUCCUUAUUUCUCCACAGAGGUCACUCCUCUUUGUAUCAUUAAAGUCCAUGUUUGUUAAACUGUGUGUAGAGCAGUGAAGGCCAAAGCUUCUUGUGUGAUUUGACUUUCAAUAUUAUGGUCAGAUCAAGUCUAAGUGUAAACAGACUGUAUUUUUAAUUACCUUUACUUCUUAUGUCAAUGUUUAAUCUUUUGAUGUGUUACUUUUACUAUGAAAGCUCCCACUAGGCCACAAGUACAGCAAACUGUGCAGCUUUUAUAGUACUGAUUCAAUAGUUCAUCCUUUUUGGCUUUCGAUUUAGGUAGAUCAACUCUUAAUCAAAAACUUUGUGUCUGUUAUUCUGACCAUUGACCCGUUGCUUUUGAGCUGUUUCCAAAGUGAAUGAAUGACCACCUGACGCUCCCGUGCCUUUUUUGGCCCCAGUGUGUACAAAGCAGUCUUUCUUUAUCUAUCUGCUUAAAAAAUGUCUCUCUCCUCUGACUUUUGACAUGCAAAUGUAUCAUUUGUUGUGAAUAUUUGGAAAAUGUAAAGUGUUUUAGUUUUGCUUACUUUUUGAGUGCAUCAGCCACUUUCAGCUUGCAUUUUUUUAUUUUCAUAUAUUUAACACCAGUGAUUUCGAUAGUUUAUUUUCUUGAUAGUUUAACUUAUUUCUUUUGGUUAAAUUUGGUCAUCUUACCUGUUAGCAUACUCUACUGUUAAAUGAGUGUGUUUAUCCCCGCUGACUAACUUUUCCAACUUUUAAUUCAGUAUUUGUAGUGAAGAUUGUGAUCUAUUUUUACUGAUUUCAUGACUAUUGUUUAAUUUUAUUUCUUACUCUAGUCUAGGCAAACUCUUCCAAUAACUUUAAGCUAGCUUUUUUCUAACUUGCUAACUGUUAAAGGGAUAUCCGGUGUAAAAUUAAUUUAGGGUCAAACACACCGUAAAACCGAGUUAGACACCCCCUCGAGAGAUAAAUGUUGCCGACCACUUGCUUCUCUAGUUAUAUCAACUUUAGUAAUGACUGCACCAUAGCAAUACACACCGGUCCGAGGAGCCAUAAACAAACCUCAACCAAAAUGUUCUUCCUUGAGCUGUGUCACCCCGCAGCAGUCCGUAAUGGACUGGCCUGAGGUCAUGCUACAAACAAGUGGCUGCUGGAAGAGAGUGGGUGAGAUGUGUUUAGUCUCUUUACUAAAGAAAUCAGGCAAAGUUAAAAAGAUGUUUGGUGGCUAGGACCAUAUAUGUACUGUUGAUGAAGUUAGGCGCUGUUCUGAGCAUUGUUUGUGGCUGUAGAGUGGCAUUUUGGUUGAGGUUUGUUUUUGGCUCCUCAGACAGCUGCGUAUUGCUAUCGUGCGGUUGUUACUGAAAUUGGAAUAACUAUAGAAGCAAGCGGUCGGCAACAUUCAUCUCUCGAAGAGGUGUCUAAUUUGGUUUUACGUUGUGUUUGACCCUUAAUUAAUUUUACGCCGUAAUAUCCCGUUAACCUACUCUCAGUUACUGCAUGUUGUGUGACAUUCAGGUGUUACAGCUCAAGUUGUUUUGAACUUAAAGAAAUAUAUAUAUGUGAGUAAGUUCUCCCUGGUUACAUGUAUCCCAAAUAAGCAAUCAUUGCAUUGGUGCAGUAUACAGUACUUGUGUCUGCGCCUCUCUUCAGCCCGCUCAGUCUGCACCCUAUUUUAAGGCUGUUUGGUGCUUUGGCAGUUGUGGUAUUUAAGGAAGGAGCAAUUUUGUGGCCCCUUGUGCACAAGCAGGGCAGACUUCUAAAAAUGUAUAAUCCCCUCAUCUCUGCCUCUUGUCAUCCCGUGUCUAUGUUUUUCUUUGUGACGUGUUGCUUUUACCUCCAUCAAACAUUGUCUUCAUGUUUCCUUUGGCUCUUUUACAUCCUGCUACAAAAAAUGUAGGGAAGUUAUGCGGGGACAUCCGUAAGAAUGCAUGCACACAGACAAGCAUGCAGCAAUGAAAAGUUAGAGCAUUAAAAGCACUGAGGCAGCAGAAACAGCAGGCAAUGGUUUGUGGCCUCAUUGGACUGACUGGCUGCAGAAUAAUAGAGCUGGACAUGAGUGACAGGCCUGUAAGGGGAACAAAGUGCACCGAUGAGUCCCUGGCGACAUUGACAAUGGCUGUGUCCUGAUGUUUUUCGUUAAUCUUGUAAUGUAGAGGAAAAACUUGAGUUAAUGUUAUGACUCCACUCACAAUUUCUAAUCACUGGUAUCUGAUUAUUAUUAGACCUAGGUCUGACUGAUUUCUUGUGGUCUUAAGGUAUCCUCACUCUCAAACAAAAAAAUAUAUGUACAAUUUUUAAAUUGACCCAUGGUAUGACUUUUUUAGAUCAAAAAACGUUGAGUAAGCAAUCGAACAAGACAGAGUUUGUGUGUACAUUAAACAAAAUACAUUAUUGUAUAUUCAUUUAAAGAAUCCAUUUAAUUUCUUCUGAGAUUUGUUGUUUUCGAAGAUCACCAAUACAAGCCAGCUUAACUGCCCCUCAUAAUGAUGACUUUAAUUUAAAAACUGGUCUAGAAACUAGGGCUGGGUGAUAUGGCCUCAAAUCAAGAUCACGAUAUAUUGAGCAGUUCACCUAGAUAACGAUAAAUGGACGAUAACUACUCCACAAGCUGCUCACCCCCUCCCACAUUAACUUUGUCGCUACAACUUUUGAACUGUCCUCCAUCUCCUCACCUGUCUUUCCCUCUUUGCUACGGACUGGAUGGGGUGGAGUCAUGUCUCCGACAAAGGACAGCGGCUUAAAGGGACAUGAGACCAUAGCCUAUCUACACACAUCCAAAACCAACUUUUAUUUAUUCACUUUUUUUUACCCCGAAUAUAUUGACAAGGGCAAAAUGACGUUGGUUAUUGUUGUAAAUUUUGGUAUCGGUAAAUUUUUCAGUUUAUCGCCCCACUAGAAAAUUUGAGUCAAUUUGUUAUUAGCUAUUUAUUUUGAUUCAGCAUUGAUAGCUAUAAUAAUCAGCCUGACACACCACAUAUCAUAACCAGGCAGUAACCUCAAGUAUUGGAAGACCUUUUUAAGUUGUCAUCUUUUAGCUUGAUGAUUUAACAUCAGCUGGGGGAAAUGACUGAAUUAGAUCAAGAAAAUCCUGAAGUGAAAGUUAAAUCUUUCAUUUCUUUUUGUUUAUUUUGAAGAAUCAACAGGUGAAUUUAUGAUAUAAUUGAGUAAUUAUGGGUAUAAUAAGGGAUGGUAGCAAAAUAAGUGGACAACAAAACCCUUGCUUGUGUACUGAGCCAAAAACAAAAAAACAACAGUGAUUCUAAUAUUGAAAUGAAGAGGUUUGGGGCAGCUGAAUGAGAAGCCAGGCGGGGACUGAGUGGGACUGCUGUAUGUGAGAAAUGCUGUGUGAGCCGCCCUCUCAUCGUUGGGCCCACGCUGUACCAGGAAGUUAAAAGACUGGGUCAGGGAAAGAGCCUGCAUUGUCUCGAGACAGACUGUUUAUGUUGUACAGCCUGAAGGUAUAAUGUGCCGUCCUGAUGUUGUAAUGAAAAGCAUAUUGAUUAUCAGGCUGGGCCUGGGCUCAGUGGGUCAGCUGAUGUCCUGUGAUUGUUUACAGUGUCUCUGAUUGAACAAUACAUCUUUUUGGUAUGUAGUGCUUUAAAAAAAAAUCCCCCUCAGAAAAAAAACAAAAAUGGAUAUGUUAUUAAUCAGCUAUGUGAUUCAAAAGAACACUCCUAGCCCCUAGCCAUCAUAUUUUGUACACCCAUAAUUAAAGUCAGCACGUCAGCCUUACUAAAGUGAGCUUUUACUCCAAAUCUAGGAACCUUUUAUUUCAGUUGCGCUCCAGUGAUAGUUGUAGUACUGCAAAAUAAAAUAUGAAAGGCUGUCAACAUUGUUCCCCAUUUAUAGUUGUUGAAUGAGGCUGACAAAGCAUUCAGUUACAGUCCAUGUAGACAUACGUUCUUGACAUAUUUUCACUCUGUCUAUCAAAUCCACAUAUAAUAAUGUUGUAAAAGAGGAUUUUUGCUAAACUGAAAUACUGGAAAACCCCAAGAUUUUAAGAAGUGUACCAAGUCAAGUAACCACUUAAUUUUCCCAGACUGUAAAGAAUCACUCACUCAAUACUUACUGACUUACUCUGUAAUUGAAACCUUUGAUUUCUUUAUUGUACUAAUAUCUGUUUUAAUUCUCCCAUCAAACCCAAACACAGCUGUAUGUCCUCUUAUAUCAGUGGUUCUCAAGUCCAGUCCUGGAGGCCCACUGUCCUGCAUGUUUUGGAUGUUUCCCUGCUCCAACACACCUGAUUUAAAUGAUCAGCUCGUUAUUAAGCCAUUACAGAGCUUGAUAACGAGCUGAUCAUUUGAAUCAGGUGUGUUGGAGCAGGGAAACAUCCAAAACAUGCAGGACAGUGGGCCUCGAGGACUGGACUUGAGAACCACUGUCUUUAAAUGGUGGGGAUGUGAGGGUUGACGGUCUCGCAGAAACCAGAUGGGGGCAUCAGUCACCUAAAAGUGAAUCAUGGUGGAGCCUGAGCUGCUCUUUUCCAAGAUUCACAUGUUUCCAGAAGAAUCAGUGCAGACACACCUGAGAGAGGACUUCAAGGUUAUUAAUGAGGCAUCAUACUUAAGGAAACAAACUGUGCGCUUGUUAAAAGUUUCAUAGCAAUACAAACACUUUAUCAUCACAUCUGAGACUCAUGAAUCUGGUAAAAUACAGAUGUGAAUGUGUAGUUUUGGUGUUUGGAGCAUUAAGCAGUAUUCACAUGAAGUAAACGCCUUGUCUACUACAAAUAAGAAGAGAGACUAGAAAAUUCAACAGUUCUUUAUUUGAUAUUUAGGCUACCCCCACCCCCCGUCCAUUGCCUUGCCCUCUUUCAGCACCCCUGGCGGUCCCCGGACCCCAGCUUGAGAACCACCGGGGUUUGAGCCAUCCCACUCUGCAGGCUCCAUGCUACUAUUGUCUAACAGGAGAGCGGGCUAUUUGCAAAAUAAAGGCAGCCAACUGGCUUGGUGGUAGACGUUUAUGGAGGGCUGGUACGUGCAGGCUGAACAGGGUGAUAUUGUGAAUGUAAAAUGAGCGGGUAACAUCAGCACAGGCUCAGUCAGGUUCCUCCCGGAAAGCGGCGGCUUGUCGGCGGUCGGAUGCUGGAAGUCCUCGCCGAUAAGAGAGCACACAGGGCGCGCAGAGGAGACGCGAAAGGAAGGAAAGGAGGGUAGGAUAGGGGAGCAUUUUAAUACCAAAUCGGGACACAUGUUGAGCUAAUGGCCCGCUCCACCCCCACCCCUUUCUUCUUCUUCUUCUUCUUCUUCUUCUUCUUCUUCCUCCACUUCUUCUCCUCCCAAAUGCGUUUGUUGCCUCAAUCGCUUUCCCGUUACUAAGUCCUCCACGGUAGGAUAAAGCCAGCGGACCUCCUCUCCGGCUCCUUGGAUCUUUACGCGCUGUUCGCUGGGACCGAAAUGGAUCUCAGUAAAAUUGUAAGUCCUUCAGAAGCAAUGUCUUUUAAAUAUUUUUCUGCUUUAACAAUUUUACAUGUUUUAAGAGGUGAGGUGGCGUUUAAGAAGUCUUGUUGCAACCAACCACACGUACACAAGUGCUGCUUGCGCGGAUUCGUGUAAGCUCUGCUCAAUGCAAGCAUGAGCUUGUUUACUUGAGGUGUUGCACUUAAGUGUGGCGUGGGAACUCUUGUGUUUUGUUGUGCUGUAAGUAGAAAGCAUGAAAGUCUCAGUAAGAAGCCGGUUUACAAACUGGGACAGAGGGUCCUUGAAGUCGGUCUUCAGGGUCUCUUAACUCCACUCCUUAAUAACCAGAAUGCCAGGUCAGUGUUUUGCUCAGACUUGCUCUAUGAAAAAAGUCCCAUGAGACAAAAACAUCCUCUGUGGGGACAGAGCAGAGACAUAUGAGGUUUUAGCAGCUCUAUGCUUGUCUACUUUGUGGUCAGACAUUGUGAAAAUGUCUGAGAAGUGCUCCUCUGUAGCGUUUAGCUUCUCACCCUGCUCAGUCUCCAGCUAUAUGAGGGAGGAAAAAGUUGAGCCAAGCACAGCUCCAAUGUGCCAUGAAUAUCAAUUACAGAUGGUAUUGAUGUCAGACAAACCUUAAGAUGGAGCUAACAGUGUGCCAUUGUGUUUCUCUAAAAAGUUAUUGUGACUCUUACUUUUCUGUACUAACAAUAAUAAACGGUUAGAACCCGGCACUUUUGAAAUCUUAAGGGUCGUCUUCGGGUUUCUUUCCCUGUCGAUGUGUGUGCUGUGAAUGAUGCUGUGUCCUGAGUGUACUGAAGCAGGUGCACUUAGGCCAAAGCAACAAGACCAGCCUUUCACUGCCAACAUGGUUGGAUGGCUGUACUUUUAGCCCUUGUAAAGAUGUGGGGGAGGGUGGGUGAUAAAGGAAACCUAGUCCUCUUUUAAAUGAUCCUCAGACUUCUCAGAUUUACUCUUGAACAAGCUGCAUUGAGAAACACUGAUUGAGACAUGUUGGUCAAACAUUGAUGGUAGCAAAUGUAUGAAGAGGCAGGGAAUCCAAACAGGAAAACCUCUCCAAAAUCUCUGAAAUAAAUCUCAGCUGCCCACAUGAAGUCAGCCGGGGCAAGCAGUACAGACACGGCGUAGGUGUUGUAAUGGAAAAUUUCCUCCAGUGGAUCUCCAUUCAGUCACAUUUUACAGUUUAUUGGAGACAAACCUCUUCAUGUUGUUAUGAAACGUCAGUAUUUUGGAUCCACUAGAACCCCUCAAGGCUGUUCUCUCUCUCUGUCCUCUCUCGUUAUUGCUCUCUUUUGGCUGUUUGGCAUGUGGUGAAGCCUAGUGGUAUGAAAACCGAGUCCAGAGAGAUGAAGGACUACAUUCCCACAUUUAACAGGAGUUGGCAAAAAACAGUGAGGGGCAGCGUUGGAAGGUUAGGAACUCGAUUUCUUGAAAUGAGUUGUGUUUUCUUCAAGUUACAAUUCAGGGCCUUCAGAAGGUGAAUUGUACUUGUUGUGCAGGUGACUACUACACUACUCCACUUUCUCAAAUGUCAACAGCAGUCUGAAAUGUCCUUGAAUGAUAAAAUUCUUUACUCUAUUGUAGUUUCAGCUUGUGAAAUCAGUGUUUAUCAGUCUAAUAGCUAGGUGUCGUAACCUAAUAUUUAUCUCCAAGACUAUUGGUUGGGGGAAAAUAGAGGCUAUUUACAGGUGCUACCUAGAAGGGCUGCUUGAUUGUGGCAAAAAUCACAAUUAUUUUGAUUGAUAUUGAUAUCAGGAUUAUUGACAGCAAUUAUCAAAAUGGAAUACCCAUGAUUUGAUGUUAGCAUCACACUCAUUUCAGCCACUUAAAUUUUAUUGUAGUAUUUUGUUUUCAUACCCUAACCCUGUAGAGCUGUCUGAGGGGAGGAGUAAUGUCAAUGAUCAUAUUUUUAUGACUGAAGCUCAACAACCAAAGUCUUUUAAAGCAACCUGCUGAAUAUUUUCUGACUGGUUUAAAUGGAGAAAAUAAAUGCUUGUUGCUACCCUACAUAAAGCAAAGACAUAAAUAUGCAUAAUCAUAUCUAAAUUUAAUUGAAAAAAUAAAAAAAUUAAUGGUUAUAUAAAGAGCAAAGGUCAUGUUUUAAAAGCCAGAAACACUGCGUUCAUUUCAUAGCACAUUGAUGGCUUAUUUCAUAAUAAAACCUUUUUUUUUAUCACAUAACUUCCAUAAAGUUUCUAAUGAUGUCCAUCAAAACAUUUCUUGAACAAACACAAACUUGGCCGUCAGUUGCCAGUCAAACUUUUGUGCUUAAAAAGUCUGCUGCAGGAACUUUUCACUGCUGCGUAGUCUUUUAACUAGUGUCACAUUACUUUAUAAGUAAUCAUUUUUCUUUUACCCACCUACAUACAUUCGUACAGUACAUACAGAAACUCUGAGAUCUUCAUGUGUGUUCAGUGUUGGGGUGUAGUAAGUAAGUGGGCUGAGGCUUUUGGCAGAAGCUGCACAGAUGUUCCUUUUAUAACAAGUGGUCGUGACAUCACCAGUGCUGCAGGAAGUGGCGCUUUGGGAGAGAGGCUCCUUCACACGCGGCUGCAGAAAGCUGUGUUGUUAACCCAGGCUCAUAAACCUGCCAUGCGGGUGUAGGCCUGAGAAUUUAAUUAUGCCUGAGCUCGGCCUUCAGAGUGCGCGUGUGUGUAUGUGUGUGUGUGUCUUUAACCAGCUGCUGCCUUCAGGAACAUUGGCGUGGUUCUCCCAGGUCACACUUUCCCAACGUCCUUAAGCUAGAUGUUUUGAUGUGUUAUAAUAGGCUCUUAAGAGACCACAGCAUCCCACUGAGCUUAUCUGCACCAACAAACGCCCUGUUGUUAAUGGGAUAGAAGAUGCUUUAUUUAAGAAGCUGUUUUAGGAAAAAUAAGCUCAGGGUCAAAGACGAGAUGUUCUGACACUAUUUUCCCUUCUUGAUACUUAUUCCAGUAUCCAGACUUGAACAUUGACAUAUGAAACAAUAUCAUUGGCAUUGGUGAAAAAACACUAAUUGCAUACUUUGGCUAACAUUAAACUCCCUGCAAGCACUUCAGUAUUGUAGAAUAGUAUAAAUAUAAAUGACAUGUUGGAUUUUGGGGGGCUCAUUAAAGAUGGAGUUUGAGAUUCGGUCCUCUCUGCAUGUUUUCAAACCUGAAAAUCAAUAACAAUUGCGCUUAGAGAUUCUGCUAUUGAGUCCUGUGGGUCCUAUCAUGCACAUCUUGAUAUCUUGAAAACGAAUCACUGGAGCAAAACAUAAACUUAUCAUCAAAUAAAAUUGUCUGUAAGAUUGAAUUGGAAACUACUGAAAGAAUUUGGUGGUCAGUUUAGGAUGGCUUUAUAUCUAAGUAGGUGUAAAGUUGCCUGAUUUAUGAUUGUGAAAUGAUGCAGGUGCAAACUAAGCCUUCUACAAGAUACAAGACCCCCGUCAGAAAGGUUUUCUUACAUUGUGUUAUAAGGUUGCAAAAGGACAGGAGGUAUAAUGUGUAAACUGAAGUGCAUGUUUUACAUACAAACACACACACACACACACACACACACGGAGCACUGUGCCAUCCUUCAGGCUCUGGUGUUUACAGUGGCACCAUUUCGCUGGCUUGGUGACAGAAACACCAUACCUCAUCGUUCAGCCUCUGUGAAAGGAGCUAUAGAUAGUUAGUUAGUUUUCCUACACGCAAUGUCUAUAAACUCUGCUAAUAAUGAUGCAGAUUGCCUCAUUUUCCUCCACUGAUAACUGAAAAGCAUGACUUCUAGUUCAUACUCUCACAGCUGUGCUUCCCCUGCAUUCAUGGCAGUGCACCGGAAAAAAAAACCCUUCUAAAAAAAAACCCCAUCUUUUCCACCACCUUUCCCUCCUCUGUGCCAGCCAGGCUCCUUUUCAAGAGGUGUGGAGUGACUUUUGUAUGAGAGCGGAUGUUCGUGUCAGAUGCAACGCACUAAAAAUGGGCUUUAAACAAGCAACACAGAGGGCUCUGUUCACAGAAGUGACCUUUGGAUUCGGGUGGGGUUACUUUUGGAAAAAUGUUUGGGCCCAGAAAUCUGUUCCAUCUAUUAUCUGAUAUUUUGAGGCAAUUAUUAAGAAAAAGUGUUUGUUUGUUUUAGUUAGGGGAUAUGCGUGUGUUUGUUUAUGUGGUGUGGCUAGCUUUUGGUUUCAGGUGUUUAUUUUGAGACGAGCAUGUUCAGCUACACGGGGGUUGUAUCAUACUUGCAAUUCACUUUAAGUCGGUCAAACCUCCUCUUGCUAUUACUGUUCAUUUUAACAAGAAACAACUGUAUGAAAGGCUAAUGUAGACGUGUAAGAUCUAUUUCUGUCCAUUUCACUUAAAGGUACAAUGAACCCACUGUGCCUUUCUUGCUGAGCACCAUACAGCACAACUUCUAACCAGCUGAUUCACUAAGUUGAGCAUUCUGCAUUGUGAUAUAAUGUAGACCAUCUCCUCAGAAGUUGGUGGAGACCAAAAACAAAGCAAAAAAGAGUGAAUAUUAGACAUAUGUUCAAGGCUGCAUGUGUUAUAGACUGCUGCUUGCUAUACUAGGUUGACUUCAGAUGUAGUAACCAAUAGUAUGUGAGUUAAAGGAAUGGUCCAAAGUUGGGAAAUGGUCAAUGUUCAAAAUCGGCCUUUUAUUUCAUAAUGAACACUUAUUUUCAACUUCUCAGAGCAUUAAUAUAGACCUGACUGUAUUCAGGUUAGCUUUGUGAAAAAUCCACAGAUUGUUUCAACAUGGGUCUUAUUUGUGCAGCUGUGGACAGGAAACAUCAACAGAUAUAAAACGAAACUAGUGUCAAAGAGCCUAAAGGUUAGUCGCACUAAGUGAUGUGUGCUUAUUAUAAAUGUAAAUCAGAUGGUUCAUCCAUAUAACGUCAUCCCUCUGGUUUGAUACUUUAAGCAGCAUCACCUCUCAGAUCUCAGUUUCUGGCUUUCACAUUCUUUAGUAACUAUGAAACUAAGAAUGAGGUUGUUUGAAGGUAUUUUUUCCUUGAAAGUCACCUGGAAGAGUCUGACAGGAAAUGUGAGAGGGUAAGAGGAAUGAAAUGUUCGACCUGACUGAACGUCUCGGUCUCAGGCACAGUCUGGGAAGACUGAUCGAAGCUUUUAGUCAGAGGGGGGUUUCAACUGGGCAUUUUUCAGCAGGCAGGCAGGAAAUGGGCAGUACAGGGUGUGCCAAGACAGGAAGCCUGACUGAGCGCCUACAUACCCACCUCCUCCUUUACCACCCACCUCUCCACCCCCUGCACUGCCAUGACUGUGUAUCGCUACAGUGCUGCUGCACUCAAAGACACCUAUAUGUGUACUCUUUAGAGUCAUCCCUCUGAUCCCCUGUUGUGUACCUGUCUUCCUGUGCAAUACAUGAGCCUGUCACCUUUAUGAGGGUCCAUCUCAAUGUUUACCAUCUUUAUUACAAUCUGACACAAAACAAAACAUCAGAUAUUGAGAAUGGAAGGAUUUUCAUACUCAAAUGUAAUGUGAAUGCUGACACAGACAAGCAGACAGUUUUUAGCGUAGCAUAAUACAAGGUGAUCCCAGAGCUUAGGGUGGAAGCUGGAUUCACAUACUGUGGGUUUAAAUUUAGAGUUAUGGGUGCUAUAGAUAGAUUCAGAGGUUAUUCAUCAUUUUAUUUUGAUGGCUGUGUUACCAUUUCUUGCACAUACUCUUUAGCUGGUACUGCUCACUUGUGCUCUAUAUUCAUAAAUUGGCGGCUUAUUUUCUCGAAAAGUGAUCUAGUGCUUCAGAGCUUAGUUGAAAAAUAAAAAUCUAAGUUUCUGAAUUUCUGGAAUCGCCUAGGGAGGAUCAAGGAGAAGAAAUAUUUGUAGAAACAAAAGGUAACUCGAAUCUAGGGCUGGGCGAUAAACCGAAAAUUUACCGAUACAGAAAUUUAUGACAAUAACCAACAUCAUUAUGCCCAUAACCGUAUAUUUGGUGUCAAAAAUGAAUCAAUAAAAGUUGGUUUUGGGUGUGUGUAGUUAGGCUAUGGUCUCAUGUCCUACGUCAGAGACAUGACUCCACCCCAUCCAGUCUGUAACAAAGAGAGAAAGACAGGUGAGGAGAUGGAGGAUGGUUCAAAAGUUGUAGCGGCUGGAGCGACGGCUGAAGUAGACGAAGUUAAUGUGGGAGAGGGUAUGCAGUUUGUGAAGUAGUUAUCGUCCAUUUAUUGUUAUCGAGGGGAACUGCUCAAUAUAUCGUGAUAUUGAUUUGAGGCCAUAUCGCCCAGCCCUACUCCAAACCUGUGGCUCCAUUUCCUCUAAUUAGUGGUAGCACAGUUUCUGGAAGCAAAGGCUUGACUCAAACCUUUGAAUUAGGAAUGAGUGUCUUUGUGACAGGAGCCAGUCAGAAUCAAGGAACUGCUAUGUAUGUGAUUCUGAAAAUAUUGCCAGCUAUGAUGAGUGCUUACAGCUCCUUCUCCUCCUCAUCUUAAAUGACUGGGGUCACAUAAUCACUGUGCUGUUUCUGAGAUUAAUAACUGCGCUAAAUCAUCAGGGUCAUACAAGGAUUCCUCCUCCGCCUCUACGGCCAUGAGAAUUCGAAUCCAGGGAGAACAAGUGUUUCCGAAUUUACUCUGCCUUCCUUUCGUUUGGUUUGGGUGAGGUUUUCCACAGUCAUUUUCCCAUGAUUGAGCAGUACUGGCUCUGGGUUUGUCUCAUGGUUAAUGCUGACAUAAAUCUGGUCACAGCAGAGACAGAAAUAACCAAGAGAGCCGUCUCUUCUCGGAGGCCACUUUGGAAUUUAGGAGUGACCAUGAUGUGAUGACAUUUCUCAGGGAUUAACAUGGAAGUAGAAAUCCAAAGACAGGCAUGCAUUCAUCAUUGUUCAGAGGUGAUUUAAACGAUGUACUAGACCAGGAAGUCUAUGCAAAUAACAGGGCUGUGCGAUUGUUGCAAAACUCACAAUCACAGUUGUUAUGGUAAUUGUGAUAUGAUCAUUGAAUACAAUCACCCAUUAUUUGACACCUGCAUCCCACACAUUUGAGCAACUUAAAACCGCUUUAAAACUUCAAAAAUCAGUUCUUUGGAAAAACACAAAAAGUGGUAAAAAUAAUUUGUUUUGCCUACCUUUUUUUGUGAUUAUUAAAGCAUUUCUGUCUAACUUGAUGAUAUAAAAGUCAUUUCUACUUCUUUAAGGGCGAUGCAACACUUCUUCACUCCACUUCAAGAGCUCUUUCUUAAUUUGGCAAUACUACUCACUAAAUUAAAUGGCAGAUUUCACUGUAGUCAAGUUUUUUUACACUUUGUCAUAAAAGGUUAAAGGAUAUGAGUUCUUUUAGCUCUUACGUUUUAUAACAGACGGCACAUCUAACAAAUCAUUCAGUCUUAUCAUAGCUUUUGUCCUUUGUAAUGCCAAGCCUCCACACCUUCCUCCUCCUGUUCCCUCUUCCUGCUUUCCUCUCUACACCCGUGUCUUUAUGAUGGAUCAUUCUUGCAGGUUGAAAAACUAGAUUGCCUUUAGUUUUUCGUGUCUUUGACUUCUCCUGGCUGUCUGUUCCAGUUUCUUGUAAGAAACAGAGACAUGUAAGAAACAUCUGUUUGUUGACAAGAUGGCUGACAUCUUUGUUAUUGAUUGUUUUGACUCUUAAGAUUUUGAAUUUAUUUGACCUGCAGGCUCCUGAUAAGAAAAAUCAAUGUUUAAUAAUCAUCUCAGAAAAGCCCUCUUAUCCCUACCUCUAGUGUAAGCACACAGAAGGGGCAACACACUCUCAGGCCAGUCCACUCCCGUUUCUGUUGUAAACCUUACACUCACUAGCUCCACUUUUUGUCAUUUGCUUGUGUCAUACAGCAGCUCUAACAUUUGUGGUCGCAGCACAGCAGAGCAGAGCUUGCUUUGUUUCUGUUCUGAAGGAGUAAAGAGGAAAUGACUCCAGUGUAACACGGUCAUUUUAAUGAGGGUUAGAUCUGUUGUACUUGUCAAUACCUGAACUUUCAUUUUAAGCUGUAUCUGUAGCAGCUUUUAUACUUUUAUAUGGAAACAAAUCACCCAGUGAGUGAAGGCAGUUUCAUUAAGCAGGCAGAAGAUGCCGCCUCUCACUGGGCUCUGUGCACUGACCCUUCAGGGGACACAGCCAGGCUAUGAUCAGCAUAUCAAUGCUCUGCUUUCUACAGAAGACCCGAUGAAGGGUUGCCAGGCCUGACUUAACAUACUUUCAACACUGUUUCAGUAAUACUUUGUUCAUAAGCAAAGCUGUGGAGAAAAAACAGAAGUUUUUUUUUAAUAGAUACCAAGAUGCGAAAAGAAGGCUAGCUGUUGGAAAAUUACACUUUGCAUUUAAGUCUGAGGUAAAGAAAGUCUGAUGAAUUACAAGAGCUCCCCUGUGGACACCAUGACAGGUUUUUGCUGAAAUUAACUCAAGAGGACUCCUGCAGGUGCUUGUUUCCCCCUUAAUCUUAAAACCCACUUGCCUCUUACCUGUAGUUUAAGCUUUCUUUAUUGCACACUGUCAGCUGGUCUGCAUGGUCGCACUGUGAGGAGCUGAUAGGCCACUGAAGUGACGAUGCCAGCGGCCAAUGCCAGGAGUCCUAGGCAGCUGGCACUCUCAUUCAACCCCAACACAAAGUACAAAGUCCCACUGUGGGCUAAUUGGGUCAUCCUCAUGUGGGAACCAGUGGCACUGGGAGAUUUUCAAUCAUCUUUUGAUUUUUUGUUUGACUGACAGGGAGAAAAACAGGAAGCAGUUAGAGUUGGCAUCAUCGACAAGUAAAGUUUUAACUUCCUUCAAUUUUUUGUUGACUAAAAGUAAAUUUUGACAUUGCAUGAUAUUUUUUGCUGAACUAGCACUUAAUUUGAUUUUAGUAAUAUCAACUCUCAGUUUAGAAAAGGGAAGGAGUCUAAAUAUUUAUUAUAAAAUAAAUUCCUAUGGCACAUUUUAGCAACAAGGCAAUUCAAAGUGCGUCACGCAAGAUGAGGAGCAGAAGAAACAUUAAGAUAGGACAUCUAAAAGUUAUCCAAACAAGCCAGUAAAUAUCAAAGAGCUUUUAUAAGUAAAGGAGCAGUUGAAACAACAGAUCUAUAUGAUAAUGAUAGGGAUAAUGUUUUUUUUGUUUUUGUUUUUUUGAAAUGCAAUUAAAUCCAGGAACUGUGAACAGGUGGGUCUUCAACCUUGCUUUUAAAGAACUGAGAGUUUCAGCAGACACGAGAUACAAGGAGCAUAAAAACAGAAGCUGCUCUUCUAUGUUUGGAUCUGAUUCUGGGAACAGAAAGCAGACCUUUACCAGUCGAUCCACGAGGUCUUUAUGGGUGGUACUGCAUAAGAAGAUCGUUGAUGGAUAUCAGCUUAACUAUACACUGUUUCAUAAACCAGCAGGAGUGUUUUACAGUAUGCUCUCUGACAGAGUGGUAGCCUGAGUGUAAAGACCUGAAGUGAUGUGAUCCAGGUGUGAAGUUAGCCAAUAAUGAAUAUCCUGCUAAACACAUCUGAAACAUACUGAUGAUACUGAAUUUUCACAGAAAAAUGAACCAGCUCCUGAACCUGCUGUUCUGUAAAGGUUAAAGGAAUUUUUGACCACAAAGAAGACACCUUAAAACACCUGGCAAGAAAAAAGAUUUGCAUCCAUCGACAUUGAGCCUACACAAAUACCUGAUGAUAGGGCUGGGUGAUAUGGUCUCAAAUCAAUAUCCCGAUAUAUUGAGCAGGUCACCUCAAUAACGAUAAAUGGAUGACAACUACUUCACAAGCUGCUCACCCCCUCCCAUAUUAACUUCGUCUACUUCAGCCGCCGCUCCAGCCGCUACAACUUUUGAACCGUCCUCCAUCUCCUCACCUGUCUUUCCCUCUUUGUAACAGACUGGAUGGGGUGGAGUCAUGUCUCCAACAUAGGACAGCGUCUUAAAGGGACAUGAGACCAUAGUCGACCUACGCACAUCCAAAACCAACUUUUAUUUAUUUAUUUUUUGACACAGAAUAUAUUGACAUGGGCAAAAAUAUCGUCAUAAAUUUUGGUAUCGGUACAUUUUUGGUUUAUCGUCCAGCCCUAGCUGAUGAUAUAGAGGUCAGUUUUUAUUUCAGGAAACACUGUUGUAAAAAUCAUCGAUCUUUGUUUGAUGAUGACCAUCAGAAGCAGACUGAAGUAAGAGUGCAAUCUUAUUUUACUCCUUGAACAGAACAUGUUAAGCCCCUGUGUGUUUGACCUUUAGAGUACAAACACACUCACACACAGCCGGAGUCCUGGCUAAGGUUGUAGCUGCUGAUGCAACAGGACAGGUGUUUCCUCGGUGGAAAUGUGUUUUACCAACACUCUGCAUGUUUCAUGACAAGAGAGGAACUGUGGCUGGUCAUCAUCCUCAGGACACGCAUGACUACCUGCCGAGUGUGAACAGGUAGAUAGCGCUGGUAAAUAAGUUCCUCCUCCUGUUUUUUUGUGCUUCAUUCAGGAAACAGUGCGCUCGAGUUGCAGGUGAUUAUACUGUGGUUGUUUUUCCUCCUCAUUUCUAGAGGAGUCUUUUGUUCAGGCUGCUGCGACAAGAAAGAAGCAGAUUUUUGCAGCAGGUUGUUUUUGUCCGUGAUCCUAACUUAGAUUUUUCUUUCAUCACUUUAUCUGAAGGGGUUUUUGCUACACUAACAGAGUUUUGAGACAUUCAGUCUUAAAAACAGUCAGCGACACCUUGUAGUUUGUUUUUCUCCAUUUGCAGAUGUUCUUCAGGGUUUGAUCACUGUAGCAGGCAGGGUUGGAUGGGUUUGUUUUAUCCUGACAACCUAUUCUCCAAGUUGUUUCCCCUCCGUUCUUCGUCAUCCUGCUGUUUCCUCUCCCCACAUAUACUCCUUAUCCAGUGAUUCCACUCUGUGAACUUUUAGUCCAGGCGGCUCAUGUACUGGAAGAGGAGGAGCAAACCAGGGACAUGUGUGAGAAGUAAGAUUAUGAAACAGACCUCUCGUCCUCUGCUGAACUUGGCCGUCACUCUCAUGCUUCAUGAUAUCAUGCUAGUAAUAGUGACAAAAAGCAUGGUUGGCUGUUAUCUUUAACUUUGGCGUUCUACUUUUUGAAUUGAGUGUUUUGGAUGUGUGAUUUUUAUUGGGUUUGAUUUAACCCUCAUAUGAGAAGUGAUUUGUCAGCCGGAUGCUGCCGCAGAACGCCAGGAAAACCAUCUGAUUCAGAUCAAGAGUGUAGACGUGCAGUUUAUAGCAAAAACAUUUUGUGGCCUUGUUUCCAUAUUUAUUUUAUCUUACAGAUUUUGGGUUUGCAUGCUGGAAAAACACAAAUGAUAUGUUUAAAAAUACUGUUCUAGACCAAAAAAAAAAAAUUUUCAUUGACCUCUCGUGUUUGUUUAAAUGAACUUUUGUACUAAUGUCCAUGGUUCAAAGAUAAUAAAUCAUGCUGAUUAUAGUGAUUCCCGGACUUCUACCCCAUCAGCUCCAAAAGACUAACACUUAUAAUAAAUACAUGUCUAGAUAACCUAGGGAUGACUCUUCAUUGAGCCAGAGAUUCAUGAUCUUAAAGAGAUAUUCUGGUGUAAGAUUAAUUUAGGGUCAAACACAUCGUAACACUGAGUUAGACACCCCCUCGAGAGAUGAAUGUUGCUGACCGCUUGCUUCUCUAGUUAUACCUACUUAAGUAAUGACCGCACCAUAGCAAUACACAGUGGUCUAUGGAUCCACGCACAAACCUCAACCAAAACGCCCCUCAAUAGCCACAAAUAAUGCUCAGAACAGCACCUAACUUAAUCAACAGUACAUAUAGGGUCCCAGCCACAGCACUAGCCACCAAACAUCUUUUUAACUUCGACUAAUUUCUUUAGCAGAGAGACAAAGCACAACUCACCUACUCUCUUCCAGCAGCUGUUGUAUGUAGGGAGACCUCAGACGAGUCCAUCACCAAAUGAAGCGGGGUGACACAGCUCAAGGAAGAACAUUGAUGAUCAUUUCUUUAUCAUUUCCUUGAAGUAAUAAUCAUCAUAUUAAUCAUUUUGCACCGCAGACGCGGUAGUUCUUCUGCCUUAGGGUCUUGGUCUGAUUACAUUUCCAUGAAGCAAGCGGUCGCAACAUUAAUCUCUCGACGGGGUGUCUAACUCUGUGUUACGGUGUGUUUGACCCUAACUUAAUUUUACACCGGAAUAUCCCUUUAAGGGGAUGUGUUCCUAUGAUUCACUUAAAAGGAACACCUUCAUUUUCAGAUUUUAAAGUUACGGGUCCUGUGGAGAGCUGUUGCAAAAAGGUCUCAAGUAAUGUCACUCAGUGAGAUCUUCACCAGGAACAGUUAUCCUUCUUCUAUCAAAUGAAAGAGCUAAACUCAGAUGCUCUUAUUGAACUUUGAAGCAGCUAACACAACCGUUAGCACUUCUGGUGAUUGUGGUUUAAAGCUUGUUUGUAUCAAGGUUAGCAAAUUUAUCAACUUUGCAGAAGUCUCGGUUAGAGUCGGAAGUGUGGAUAGGUUGCAUGUUGAAUGUUAAAGUUGUGACACCUCUGCAGUGUUUCUGUAAUGCAGGUUACACAACACUUCAAUUUGAGCUGAUGUUGGAUGACGUUCAGUUCAGCACAACGCGGCCAACAUUCCACCGUACACCCUUUCACAGCACAGACGCAUACUCUCCUGAUCAUUUACACAUGAGCAGUAGUCAGCGCACUCUCAUUCAGUCUGCCAGUUACCAGUCUGAAUGCUAUGUGUUUACCUAUGAUUGUUUCCCGUUAACUAAAUGCAGGCCUCUGUUUUGAAAAUGCCGUGACAGCAGAGGGGUGUGUAUAAGAGAUUCAAUAGUUUAUGUGUCAGCUGAUAAAGACAGGUGUUUGCGUCUGCAGAGCACCUGAAAAGCAGAGAGGAUCUCAAGCCUCUCAGUCCCUGCCCUGAAUAUCAACUCUGCAGAAAGUGGGUCAGAAUCACUUCUGCUUUCCAUCCCCCAGGUGGUUAGCAGAGGAGAAAGCAACUUUUGGAAAAGGUGGAAGUGUGCCAGCUUUAAAGAUGAAACACUUGACACUUGAAGGAUUUUUAUAUUUUCUUGCUGCAAGUUGUGCAAAGAAGUCUGUGGGCUGAUUUGUGUUCUCUCUCUCUCUCUCUCUCUCUCCUCUUCUUCUCCUCUGCCCUCCUUCUUCUCCUCUUCUCAGGCUGUCAGCAUCAAUAAGGCCAUCAACACACAGGAGGUCGCUGUCAAAGAGAAGCAUGCCAGGAAUAUCCUCAUAUUGUCCAAGUUUGUGUGUGUGCGCAUGCAGAAAGGAAGUGUGUUGUCCUCCUUUUUGGAGUGUGUGUUUGUGCGGAGCCGUUCCCCUGUGGCUGGGGGGUUACUUUAGUGCAAGAGGAAAACAACAAACUUAGUGUAACCUCAUCAUCUACAUUUGGCCGUGCUGCAGGCCUAAUUUAAUCAUGUGUGAGAAACAACAGAAAGCAGACAGUGAAGAGUGCUGUUUAGAGUCUGUAAAGUUUAGCCACAAUGAUAAAUAUCUAGGACUUAUUUUAUUGAAAGUGCCUUCGGGGAUAAAUAAAAUUCUUCUUAUUCUGAUUAUUGUUUCAACAUUUUUAGAAAGUUGAAAAUUUAUCAAACUGUUCAGAAGUGAUUUGCAUUCAUUUUGAAUGUUAAACGGGUGCAGUUUGGCCUCUGAUUAUACCACCUGCUGUGCAAAUAGUGUGAAUGUAGGGAUGCAUGCAAUUUAUAGUUAAGUGUAAAAAAUCACAGCAAAGACUAAGUUCAAACUGUGACAUGGGGAUAUUGCUCAAUAUUGUUAUGGGGAGAAGUGCAACAGACAUUAAAGUAAUGCAAAAAAGUCACAACUUAAAUUUGUAUGCUUGUCUGGUGUUCUUUAUGUUAUUAUUAUACCUCAGCAUGUCACUUUUGAAUCUGAAUUGAAUCCAAACAGUACUUUUUUACUACUAAAUUGGCACCAAUUGUUCUGAUGUUGGCUGAGAGCUUGCGUGCAAACAUGCAGGGUGAGAAAGUUUGGUAACACUUUACUUGACGCCUAUCUCUAUGACACAUUAUAAGUAUAUGUAUAAUGUGUUAUAAACAAGUUAUAAACACUCAUCAAUGAUCAUAAUGCUUUAUAGCAAUAAUCAUAACACAUAAAGCAUUUUAUCAUGACUUACAAGGUCAGGUAUUAUCAUGUGUUAUAACUGUUAACAACUCACUGACAAUGCCCACAUAGAUAAUGCAUUAUACAUAUAUUUUUGAUGUGUUACAAUUUGCUUACAUACUUGUAUAACUAUAGUUAUAAACACUCAUAAAUGAUCAUAAUGCUUUAUAGCAAUAAUCAUAACACAUUAUAAAGCAUUUUAUCAUGACUUACAAGGUGAAUGAUAGUUAUAAAGUUUAUGAGCAAACUAUAACACAUCAUAAAUACAUGUAUAAUGCAUUAUCUAUGUGGGCAUUGUCAAUGAGUUAACAGUUAUAACACAUUACAAUACCUGACCUUGUAAGUCAUGUUAAAAUGCUUUAUAAUGUGUUAUAAUUAUUGCUAAAAUGCAUUAUGAUUAUUUAUGAGUGUUUAUAACAAUAGUUAUACAGAGCUAUAACCUGAUUAUAAGGCAUUAUACAUAUAUUUAUAAUGCUUUAUAGGGAUAGGCGUCAAAUAAAGUGUUACCUAAAGUUUAAAUUACUCACAAAAAAAUCGUAUUCGUCCCAAUAUAAUUAGACUAUCGCCAUGUGCUUGUUGUAAAUGAAAAGAAAUGAAAGAGGGAACACCAAAAUACUCCAAACAGAUAUCAUGUACUCUAUGUAAGCCACACACACGAGCUCCUUUAUCCUUGACUGUCCUGUUACCCUGCAUCUUGGGGACUCAUCAUGAGAAAGGCGCCCACACCUUCUGGGCGGCUGUCAACCGGCUCCCUCUCUCCAGCAACGCCGUUCUCUGCUGGAAGUUCUGCCACGUCUUCCACAAGCUGCUGCGAGACGGACAUCCGAACGUAAGCAAAAAUGAUCCAGAGAAACAUUUCAUAUGAGCAUUUUGCGUGUUCACUGGUUAAAAAAUGGUGAUAUUACCUGUUAGAUACUUGAGGGAAUGAUUCAUACUUCUGCUGGUGUUACAUCUGAUCUACAUUUGGUUAAUUGGACCCACUGAGUCUUGUUCAGUGAACUCAUCUCCUCUGCAUUUCCCCCUUCCUCUCUGUUUCCGCUGCCGCCCCUGCAGGUGAUAAAGGACUCCAUGAGGAACAAGGCUGAUUUAACUGAUAUGAGCAGGAUGUGGGUAAGUACUCACAGAUUAUCAUUUAACACCACACAGUCACAAAUUAAAACCAGUGCAGCCCUCUGCUUCCAUAUUCAGACCUUAUCCUUUAUCAUCAUUUUAAUUCUAUCUUUACAGUACUAUAAAUGUUUAAAGUACCAGACAAUGAAAACAUUUGAGGGUCGCUUUUGUUGUUUCUUCUAGCAACAGAAAACUCUUUAUUGAAGAAGCUUUGAUAAUGUUCAUUAACACAGGACCACAGCCACUGACUGUCCCUUCUAGUAUUCAGAUUGAAUUAAUGUUCCUCAUCAUUCUGGUGCUGUCAGACUCACAGACAUAAGCUUUGUUUACAUGGGCACAAAUAAUCGGUAUAAAGGCCAAAUCAGAAUAAAAAAGCAUUAUGCAAACAUGUCAAUUGGAAGAUUCUGAUCCGAUUCAGCUCAAUCAGAAAAAAUUGUAUUCCGAUCGAGAGGGGUGGUUCAUGCCGAUCGUUAUUCCAAAACGUGUCCAUGUAAACACUUAUUUUAAUCGUGACUCUGUGUUGGGGCAAAACUAACCUCACUGCGCACAUGUGCCCUACGUCAACGUGAUGCUUUUCCACUGUAAGUGAUAAGACAUAAACAUGGCGGGAUCGAAAAGCAAUUGGUCUGUGUCUGACACAACCUUCUUGCCAGUUACAGUGUCCUCAUAUAAGGUAGGAUCAGUAUGUGCUGCUGGGCCCGCUUGAUGAUCCUGAAUGCUAGGAACAAUACAACCACUCUCAGAACUUGGCUCAGGUCUAUUCUGAGUGGAGGGAAAAAUUCUGAAUGGGAUGAAGUGAGCAAGUACUGCGCUUGUUGGUUUGUUGACAGCACAGGCUGAAAACUCGUCUUCUGCAUUUGUUUUUUUUUUUGUUUUUUGCGAAAUUAGAAAACACUACGCAUGUCCAAAUGCUUCUUAUCCAUAUAAAGCUUGGUGCAUGUAUACUAGGGGUGUCCCGAUACAACUUUUUUACUUCUGAUGCGAUACCGAUAUUGUAGCCUUCAGUAUUAGCCAAUACCAAUAUUGAUCGGAUAUUAGCACAAACUUGUAUAAAAAGUUUUGCACUCAGCUACAACGUCUUUUUCAGACUUUAAUGAAAAAUACCGCCACAGUGCCGACAUCACUCUUACUCCUUGCUACUUUGCUAGUACCUUAGUACACACAGUUGUUGUUGAUCACAUUGGCUCUACAUGCUAAAUCUGGGCGCUGCUAGAUAGAGGUGCUGAAGUAGAGUCUGGAAUGGACUGCUUGUGUCGGAGUGCUGAUAUCAGAGAUUUUAGAUGCAAGCCGAUAUAUUCCGAUAUUUUAUUUUUUGUUGAUUUCUGACUGAUAUCUGAUUUCAAUAUCGUAUCGGGACAACCCUAAUAUAUAUGCACGUCAUGAUCGGAUUAUUUGAUUUUGCGCCCAUAUAAACAGUGGAUUCAGAUUUUCUGAUCCCUCAAAUUUUAAUCAGAUUAAGAAAUUUUGCAUAUGUUAACAUGGCUAAUGUGACCUAUGAUAGAAUAAUUUUUGUAAGAGAAGACAAGUUUGACCUCUCAAGAGAUCCUGCCAACUACACAACACUGCUGACAGCUAUAUCAACCAGGCAACUCUACCAGCUUCUUUUGAGAGAGCGCCCCUGUUUUUUUGAGGCUAGCACUUUAAGAAACCGUUUCAGUGGUAAUAAUAUUUGUCUUGAUCCCUUCACAGUGUUGCUGCAGACCUCUGUGAUGAAAUUCACUGAGUUACUUGUGUAACUUGUAUGCAUCACUCUUUAUUGAGCAACAGCAUCUAUAAUCUUUCUCGUGCUACGUCUUAAGCAACAGAAGUUUGGGUGGAGAGUUUGCUCUGCCCAGUAUUCCUGGACCUACCCUUUGUUUCUCUAUCACUCAGUUUUUUUGCUGAUGUCACUAGGCAAGAGGAUACAGGAAGUUUGGUCCCUCUGACCAGGGCUUUGGCCUCAGUUUCCUGUUGUGUCAUCGCCUCCCACACUCCCAUACUCAAGGAAACGGGAAGUGAGAAGCAAUCGGCUAAAUUGCUGCUCAAUUCAACUUUGUACAUGCUUUGGAAACAGAGACACUGUGACACAGCAGCGUGCACUGACAAAUAUUUAUUUUGUUGUUGUUUUUUUACGAUUGAGGAGCUCUACAGGAGAAUGUUUUGGCUGCUGAAAUAGAAAUGCUUCAUGCUAGGUCUCACUCUGAUUUCCUGAAAACACCAAAUGCUUCGCCUCCUUUGUGUUCUUGAACCAGCUGGGUUCAUGAGGAAACGAUAACUUCAUUUUUCUACCUUUGAUCGUGUCUCUUUUCUUCUUUUACUCCCUCUGACUCAGGGUCAUCUGAGUGAAGGCUAUGGAAAGCUGUGCAGCAUCUACCUCAAACUGCUCAUCACCAAAAUGGAGUUUCACAUCAAAGUGAGUUGGCCUGGCCUAUAAAAAUCCAGCAGCAGACUCCCUCAUCACUCAUUAUCUUUGUCUCAGACUCUCCUUUUAGUGCAAGUGUGUCUCUGCGGGGGGGAAUAGAAAACUCUGGCUUAUACACUAAUGGCCUCUCAAGAAUCUGUAAUGUAGCCUUUUUAUGUGACAGCUGAGCUGAGCGGUGCAGGGACAGAGAGGCGGCACUGAUGCUAUCGCAGGAAAAUGUGGUUAAUUAAUGCUCUUUAGGGUGACAGGCAGUUUUCAAAGAGGCAACUAGAGAAUAACCCUGAUAUUGUGACCUCUUUUCAGAUAAAAACAUCGAUUAACUCUGUGUUUUUGACCAGUCAGUUUGGUUUUCAGCUGCACAAAAAUAACAAAUGAAAAGGAAAUACAGACUCCUUUUCCAAAUACAGGUCUGUGAACUUCUGUAAACAAACUAAUUGACUUACGAUCUGAAGAGAGCUUUUCGACUGAAGAACCUUCCCUUCUGUGUUAUUUUUGACAGCUAACUGUUACCAGAUACAUGCUGUUUUUUUGGAUACCUAACCUCACAGAUGGCAGAGAAACAAAAACAGUUAUCGCAGAGUUAAGUUUUCCUGCAGCCAAUCGACAGCCUGUCUGAUUCAGAGCCAGGGUUUUUUCUUUUGACUGGCUUCAAACAGGGAGACAGAAUCAAAGAAACGCACAGGAGCAGUUGAAAUCCAAAUGUUUGCCGGAGGUUUCUUCUCAAAAACAUACCUAGCAGCAAUCAUGGAGAGAGAAUGAUUUUUACAUGACGGUUAGGUCAGGUAAGGGCUUGUUUGCUGAAGAGGGUUGUUAGAAAGGAGGAAAACAUCAAGGUUUGUGUUACUUUAUUUUUAGAUAGCUUUUUUUUUCUUUUAUUUAUUUAAAACUUUUGUUGCGCUGAUGUGUGUUUCAUUGACUUUACUAUUUUACUAAUGUGUUAUUUAAAAUUUUCUGUAAGGCGUCCUGAAAGGUGCCUAUAAAUUAUUAUUAUUAUUGUUAAUUAUUAUUAUUAUUAUUAUUUAGAGCAAAAUACUCUGUGAAUCGCUCUGGUUUCAUGAUCUGACACUUUAUUAGUUUUCCUCAGUUUUUAGUAUUAAAAUCUGUGUCAGCAUGCUUCGCAAUAGCAAGACCUCUAAAAACCCACUGAGUACCACCUGCUCAUCCCCAGACAGUUUACAUUGUUAGCUUCAUGACAUAGUUGAGAUUAUAGCGCCCAGAGGUGCAGAUAUUUUCCCCAGGCUGCAGUGCAAAACAAAAAAAAAAGCUAAAGGGAGGUAGAUAUUUGACAAUUUGAAGAUUAGGUGUCAACUUUGUGUUUGCAACUGGAUUAAGUUUUCCCUAAGAGGCCCAAAAUUAUGAUUUUGUAUGAUUCAAAUGAGGGGAAAUUUCCUGUUGGUAUGCUUUAAAGCUGUCUGGUAAAGUAGAAGGAGAGUGAAAUAGCGGUGCGUCAUAUGUAAUAUGAGUAAAAAUUAGAUUUUUUUUCAUGAUUGCUUCUGAUUUGCAAGGAAGGGGCAGGUCUAGAUAAGCUCUUUGCUUCAAAACUGUUUGUUUUUUGACAUACACAUGUUAGUGUAGAUUUAUCUUUGACAUGUACAGUUUUUUUGGUGCACAUAUGUAUUAUUUUGCUCAGUGUUUUUGUUUCUAGUUUUUUUUUUGUUGUUGUUCUUAAAGUUUGAGAUAAAUAAAGAAGAAUUAAAUGUCUGUACCUUUAAGCCACAGAAAUAAAAACAGUUUUUUUUAAAUAGGUUGAAGAGCAGCUUCAUGAACACAAUAAGUGUUUACUCUGUACAUUUAGUCAUGUGUUUAGACCCCCAGAACUGCUUCAGGUCUCCUCCUCUCUUCCUCUCUUUCAGAAUCCUCGUUUCCCCGGCAACCUGCAGAUGUCAAACAGACAGCUUGACGAGGCCGGGGAGAACGACGUGAAUAAUUUGUGAGUGUGGCAUCUUCACUCAUUCUUAUUGAUGUAAUUAUAAUUAUUAUUGUUGUUGUUGUGGUGUUGGUGGACUGCGGUGCUGGCCGGCCUCUCUAGAUGAAAAUAUCAAUGAGUUUGAGUGUUUCAGUGUUAUCUGUCAAACUGUGUCGACCACACUGUGAGGUAAAAUAAAACUGGUAAAUAUUUAAUCACUGUGCGCCAGAGCUGUUCAUUCAUUCAAGAACUUACUCAUGAUGAUAAUUUUAGAAAAGUCAAAGGUUCUUUUUGAGGACAAGGCAUUGAAAAUAGUAAAAGAAAUGAAAUGGUUAGUCAGUUUUAAAAUUCAAAAGUGUUAUCAGUCCAAGAGAAAUUUUUACACCAUCAUGAACUACAAAGCUUAAAUAAAAAGCAUCAGAUAAAUUUGAACAUAAAAUAAUCAGUUUAAGAGCCAGAAUCCAGUUCAGAGUGAGAUUUGAGGCUUGAUUUGAUUGUUUUCAGCAGUGGUCCUUCGUUACUAUGAUCCCCUCUUGAGCAAUUCAGAUCCUGAGCUGGUACAGAUAUCUGCCCCACUGACUGUUAUUCCACUUGUGUUAGUCAUUAAAUAAGGCAUUUUCAAUUUUACACAAUCCCACAGUGCUCCUUGGGUUGUAUUUUGAAGGGCAGUUGCAGUUUGUAGUAAUAGUUAAUUCCUUAUCCGCACGCGAACCCUCCUCCCCAGAUGAAUGUGGCACAAGAGAAUCUUUUUGUGAUUAUAUAAAACAAAUCGAGGUUUGAGAUGACCAGUGUGUGCUGUCAUAGAAAAUUAAAAAAAACAAUGUUGAAGGCUCGAUGCCAAAAAACACACAGCUUUGUUCAGAUGGAUUUUAACGAGAGUGUUUCAAAGUUUUUCUAAAUUUCCAUGAUAAGAAGAUUGAUCAGUACAAAGUGUGCUUUAUUAUGUAGGGUGACCAUACGUCCUCUUUUACCCAGACAUGUCCUCUUUUUUGGGGGCUGUCCGACCCGUCGCCUUGUCUAGCUUUGUCCAGGGGAGUUUAUAAAAUCCCUCAAACGUCUGGGGUUUUGUAUGGAAGUUUUGAGUUUGUGUCGCGUGAAUAUACUGAGUUAGAAGCACGUAAAAAACACUAGACCCGACCUGAAAAACUCUCAAAAUGAACUAUGCGCGACUCUGUGACUCCACCCCCUUCUGCGUAGUCGUGUCCUCCUUUAGGGGAAUCAGAAUAUGGUCACCCUACAUUAGGGAACUUUUAAAGUUUGAGACAUCCAAAUGCGAUAAGGAAAUGAUCCAUUUUUGUACAAUAAUGAUGAGGUAAACACUUUUUUCUGAACAGGCCAGGAUUACCGUAUUUUUCACACUAUAAGGCGCACCUGAUUAUAAGAUGCACCAUCAAUGAACGCAUCUAUUCGUGUCUACUUUCGUACAUAAGGUCCACCGGAUUAUAAAGCGCAUUAAGCCACGCAAAACAGUCUUUAUUUAUCUCAUUCAGUAACUCCGCGAGGCUACGGUAACUGCAGAAAAGAUUUUAAGUGCACCUUAUAGUGCGAAAAAUACAGUAUUUUGUUUUUAGAAAGAGCUGGGUUAGUCUCUGAGCGCCGUCACCCAUCAAUCUAAAGUUUCCACUGUGAUCUGAUGAAAACAGACCUCUGCACUGUCAGCCUGUAAAAGUGGUUCAUCUCUCCGUCUCUGUCUCUCUCACUCUUACAGCUUCCAGUUGACAGUGGAGAUGUUCGACUACCUGGAGUGUGAGCUCAACCUCUUUCUGGGUGGUGAGUUAUUUUACUUCGACCGUCUACUCUCUGCCUCCAGCUGCGCUGUGCUGAUCUGAGCGUGACGCUGCGCAUGACACAGACUGAUGCACACCAGUUCACACUUUGACGGACAGACUGAUUGACGCUGUGUGACUGAUAGGUGUCCUGCACAUAAUGGUGCUCGGAAAUAGACGCAGUAGAUGUGUAUCUGCGGUGUCAUGGGGGCUCCACCUCGUCUGAGUCAGUCUGCUCAAACACCAUUAGCUGUAACACACUGUGCCCGAACCCUGUUGUUGUCUGGGUGAGUCAUGUCGGGUUAAUGUCUUGUUCUAAAUGCGUGGACAGGGGCUAAAAAUAGAUGUCUGGGAUGUGACCAGGAGCUCAGAAGAAAUGAUGGAAAAACCGCACACUCCCAUUCAUUAAUGAGGAGGAAAUUACAGCUGUGCUUCUGUGUGUAUUUCCAUUUACUCUGGGGUGCAGAAACGGAGAUAACUUCAAGGACUUUACUCAAACAGUUAUUGAAUAAAACUGGAAACUUUUCCUUUCAAAUUACCCAACUCUUAAGAAUGUGUAACUACACACACAAAUCUCUCAGAGCCAAUCAGCUUCCUCCUCUGGUCGGGUGUAUUUAAACAGCCUCACAUCACCCAGGAGUGUCUGAGUCUGUGUGUGUUUGUCUGUUUGUUAGUGUUUCAGUGUGUUUUCGAGCUGGGCAGGAAACCACGCCUCUGCAGUGAGCAGCACAGGGGCCCUUUGGGUCUGGUUUUUUGGGCGGGUGUGAACUGGAUGGUGGAGAAAUGAAAGAAAGAGGGGUGUAAUCAUGGAAGUUGCAAGAAGCCAAGACAAUUCUGGUAGUGUUCAGGUUGCUGUUUGCUCACUUGUUUGACAUCAGAACUUUUUUUCAGUCUCUGGAGCGAGCUCUGUGUUUCUAAUGAGUUAGUUUUUAUGGUCUAGGCAGAAAAAUAAACAGAAAGAGAGAGAGAGACUUGAUUGAUUCAUGAAAAAUUCAUCAUUGUUCAUGUUUGCCUCGCUGUGUUUGCAUUAAUAAUCACUUCUGCGUGCGUGUGUGUGUCUGUGUGUGCAUCUGCAAUGACAGCAGCAGUGUUUAACCCAGUCUGUGUGCACAUAUUGAUCCGGUGAUGACAUCCUUUGAUCCGGCUGGUGUGCUUCUCUCUCCUCCUAGUUUUCAGCUCUCUCGACAUGUCUCGGUCAGUAUCGGUGACGGCAGCGGGUCAGUGUCGUCUGGCGCCCCUUAUCCAGGUCAUCCUGGACUCCAGCCACCUCUACGACUACACUGUCAAGCUCCUGUUUAAGCUGCACUCCUGUGAGUGACACACACACACCUCUGUUGGCCAAACUGAACAACUACAGCACAGGAUGCUAAAUGUGUUUACAAUCAUGCAUGUUUGUCCCUCUGGUUUCUGGUCAAAUUUUGGGGAUUUCACAGAUUGAUUUGUUAAAGGAGUUAAUAUGGCAAAUUCCUUUUUUUUAUGUUUGGGUUUGAUUAUUGACCUUUUGUGCAUGAAGACUAUUUUUCAGUCAGUAUUACAUGUUAAAUAGUAUGGGUGGAAGAAAAAAUUGAUACAGCAUAGUAUUGUGUUAUUUUGUCUGCUGAUAUAUCGUAUCGUCUCAUUUACCAAGUAUCCAUUUUUUAAAUUAAUUGCUAAUAUGAAGUCAAUUCAAUGAUAGUGGAAAAAUAAAAUCAACUGUUUGUCCAGUGAGGUUGGUGUAUAUAUAUAUAUAUAUAUAUAUAUAUAUAUAUAUAUAUAUAUAUAAGGUUUGUAAGACAUGCUACAUGAAAAUAAAAUACAGCGGAAAUAAGACGAACAUAAAGGAAAGACAAAUGCUAAAUUAGCAAAAUGGUUGAAAAAAUUGUAUAAAUCACAAUAUAUCAUAUCGCGAUACUCACUGUAUUGCAGAAUGUUAAAAUCACAUUAUUAUCAUGUCAUCGCCCAAGUAUCGUGAUUGUGUCAUGACUAUAUCGUAUCGUACAAUAAUAUCAUGUUGUGAUAAUAUCAUAAUAAUCACGAUACGAUUUUAUCCCACUCCUAUUAAAUAGGUCACAUUUUAACACAAUCUUCUCACUUAUGGAACAAAAUUUGCAUGAACAAAUUUUCCAACUGAAAAUUGCAUAAACUAUAAAUCUCAGUAAACUCACCAAAAAGUGCAUCAUCCUUAAAAACUGUAACUGUGUCAUCUGGAAUAAUGAUAGUAAAGUCAAAACACAUCCCGUCUGCUCUCAUGUUUUGACCACUACCUCCUAAAAACAUCAUAAUGCAUCACUUCUGUAAAUGCUCUGGUCUAGGGCUGGGCGAUAUGGCCUCAAAUCAAUAUCACGAUAUGUUGAGUAAGUCACCUCGAUAACGGUAAAUGGACGAUAACUACUCCACAAGCUGCUCACCCCCUCCCACAUUAACUUCGUCUACUUCAGCCGCUCCAACUUUUGAACCGUCCUCCAUCUCCUCACCUGUCUUUCUCUCUUUGUUAGGACUGGAUGGGGUGGAGUCUUGUCUUCAACAUAGGACAGCGUCUUAAAGGGACAUGAGACCAUAGCCUACCUACACACAUCCAAAACCAACUUUUAUUUAUCUAUGUAUUUUUUUAACACCAAAUUUACUGACAUGGGCAAAAUGACGUCGGUUAUUGUUGUAAAUUUCAGUAUUGGUCAAUUUUCGGUGUAUCGCCCAGCCCUACUCUGGACCCUACUUGAGUUUAGAAUAUUUCAAGAAUGAUCACUAAAUAUGGACUAUCACACACUUUUUUUGUGUGUAAGUUGUUUCUCCAUGAGCUCUAUCACAUCACGAGAACACUGGAUUUAUUCUUUGAGCACCAGCUUAACGUUUAGCUCUUCAGUGUCCUGUGGUGCAGAAGUUUGUGCAUGAAUACUUAAAGGGGGUGAUGCUUCACUUCAAAGGUUCAAAGAUGACGUGCUCCUCUUUGAGUUUAAAAAAAAAAAAUCAGACCUUUUGGUUCCUGAAACCUUCAAAGCCCCACAUGAUAAGCUCAAACAUCCAUGCAACUCUGUUUCAAAAAGAGUUUUUCUCCAUUUCUGAUGAGGAGCCUUUUGAUAUGUUCAUGCACAAAACCCCCAACACUCAAACAUUAUAUGAAUACAGAAUAUCUGAAGAGGUCUUGAGUCCCACCUCUGAAGUUUUUUUUAUGUUUUGUUUCUGCUUUCAGGCCUUCCAGCUGACACUCUCCAGGGCCACAGAGAUCGCUUCCAGGAACAGUUCAAGAAGUAUGUCGUUUGCUGAACUCGCUCGCACACACAGGCAGAACCAGAGCUGAUCAUAAUGUUGCAUCCUCUAAGAAGUGCUCUAAAUGAAUCCACAUCGUCUAAUUCCUCUCUCCCUUCUCUAUGUCUAAGGUUAAAGAGUCUCUUCUAUCGCUCCAGUAAUCUGCAGUAUUUCAAGAGGCUCAUUCAGAUACCACAGCUGCCAGAGGUGAGGACUGCCUCACUAAAUCUGACUUUUUCCAUGGAUUAAAAACAACAGAACUUCUUGUUCAUCUCUUAAACAUGGUGCCAGCUUGUGUUCAAUCGUUGGUUCGCUGAUCCUUUAACAGUCUUCUCAUUAUUUACAGCUGUUUUAGAUAAUCUCAUACAAACUUUCAUGUCUUUUUUUAUUUACUGUUUAUCUUAUAGCUCUUAUCCACCCUCCUGCACUUGACUAGUUUUAGGAAAAUCUAGCCAUAUGAGAGAAGUAGUAGUAUUAGAUAUAUAUUUUAAAUAAGACUUACUUUCCUCAGAUGCACCAACAUCCAACAACUUUUUGUGCACUUGCAGCAAAAAUAACCAAUAUCAGUGAAUAAAACGUGGUUCAAUAUGGACUUUUAAGAAAUAAUUUCAGUGUUUUUAUGAAUCACAGCAUUGCUACAUUAAAUCGUUGCAUUAUUUUGCUCUGAGUUUACUCACAUGCUUUCAGUUUAAUGUUAGCAAUAGCAGCUAAGACAGAUCGUUUUUAAGAAGGCCACAGGGUUAAUGUUACCAUGGAGACGGUUCAAACUAUGAGUGAGACGGACGGUUUCCAACUGAAGUUCUAUAUUUAUACUCAUUACUUACCAAAAGUUGACGAACGGUCGAAGAAUCUCAUUCUCCAGAUUGAGUUCGAGUAUGAGUUGUAGUUUUAUGAGUGCAACCUUACUUCAAUUGUGCCAAAUCCUGGUUAAAUCCAUCAACAAACAAAUUUAAAUGCGGUUUUUAAAGUGUGCUUUGUGAUUCUUGCAGAACCCUCCUAACUUCCUGCGUGCGUCAGCUCUGUCGGAGCACAUCAGCCCCGUGGUCGUGAUCCCAGCUGAGUCGUCAUCCCCGGAGUCUGAACACGUGGUGGAGACAGACGACCUGGUGGACACAGACGUCCCAGUUCUGCCGGUAACUAAAAUAAACAAGACAACAAUCCCUGAGUGGUAUCUUCCCAUAAUGCAAUUCUAUUUGACUGGUGUGUUUUUGUUGCCUCUGAGAAGAACGAACACAAAGUAGUAAAUGAAAGAGGUGGAAGACAAAGUAAUGACAUGAGCACAUUUCCCUGGUGAAAUACAUUAGUAUUAGAUUUUAGUACAAUGUAUUAGAACAUUUGAUAUUUAAAAUGUAAAGUUUAUUGAUUUUCACAUGACUGUCUGUAAAAUCUGUUUAUUUAUGCAUAAAGAGAAAACAUAACGUGGUUUUUAAAUAGUAUUUUAGAUGAACAUUCCAGCUACAAAACACCUGGAUAGAUGGAUGGUGUGAUAGAGAUCAGUGUGUUUUUUUAAUUAUAAUUUAUGUUUUAAACUUUCAGGCUGCAGUGGAGACUAAGUUUGAUGACCUGUUUGGUACCUCAGCCGCUAUAGACCCUUUCAACUUCAACAGUCAGAACGGGAUGCGGAAGGAUGACAAGUAAGACUUUGGCGUGAUUAACUAUAGAGCAGAUUUUAAACUGAGAUCAAGGUCAAGCAGAGUUUUAUUUUUAUAUGUUACAAGUCAAAGUGAAAAUCUAUGUUUUUUUAUUGGUAUUUUGUUUUUACCCAUCAGAGACCGUCUGAUUGAACAGCUAACACGAGAAAUUCAAGCCCUAAAAGAGGAGCUGGAGUCUUUCAGACUGGAGGUAAAGAGAAGAACCGACUGUAUAUCAUCCACUGUUAAAAUUUCUGAUCCCAGAAACAACUUUCUACUAACUACAUAUCUGCUUCAACUUUUUUUUCCUCCAUCCUCAGAGCGGUCGCUUGUGUCAGGCGCUGCGGGGGCGUGUCAGUGAGCUGGAGGCAGAGCUAGCAGAGCAGAGUCACCUGAGGCUGCAGGCUGCAGGGGAGAGCGAGUUCUUGAAGGCAGAGCUAGACGAUCUGCGGAGGGUCAGAGAGGACACGGAGAAGGAGCAGCGAAGCCUGACAGAAAUCGAGAGUAAGGCCAGAUUUAAUAAACUUUUUUCUCUCUGCAGGUAAAUGCGUAGUGUAGUUAAAUUAUUAAAGUAUGGAGUAAUCUUCAUGGAGUCAUCCAUCUCAUCCAAAGAGUGACAGGGAAAAUAAGGAAAUUGAUCAAACUGGGUCUUAGCUGGCACAAAUAAUAACCAGAUGUUUGUUGACUUGUGGUUCUGUCAGAAAAGGCUCAGGCCAAUGAGCAGCGCUACACCAAACUGAAGGAGAAGUACACCGAGCUGGUUCAGAGUCAUGCAGACCUGCUGAGGAAGGUGAGGAAGAGGAAUCUCUGUUUUUAUGUUCAGUAAAUCUGUCUCUGUGUCUAAUUCAGCUGUGAAUCCCCCGACUUAGACUGAAUGUUGUCCUUCUACGGCCCUUAAAAUUUUCUUUCCCUCUUUAUAUUUUACCCCCACUCUCAAUGAUCCAACUCCUGCCUCAGUUUUCUGAAAAGUUUCUCUGCUUGUCUGCAUCUUUAUCCACCGUCGUCCUGUGUUUGUUUCGGUGUGAGUAGAACGCAGAGGUGACCCGGCAGAUGACGGUGGCGCGGGCGGCUCAGGAUGAGGUGGAGGAAGUCAGACGGGAGAUGCAGGAGAAGGUGAAGGCGGCUCAGGAGAGUGCAGACAGACAGGUGGGCACAUUUUCUCAGCAGGUCACUCCCAUGUUUUCAUCCACAUCAUGUGCUGGAGCGUUGGGUAGAAUGACUUCAACACAUAAGAACACCACAAACUGCAUCUUUGAGGGGUUAAAGAUGAUGUGAGUCGUCUAAAGCGUCACUGUGACUUUUCUUGCAGGAGAGGGAUCAGCUGGAUCAGCUUCAGGAGCUCCAGAGGGAGCUGGUGUCCAGCAGGGCAGAACUAGACUCCCUGAAGACCACCAUGGUCUCAACACAGCAGGUAUUUGCCCUUUUAUAAUGAAAACCUUUAGCUGCUGUCUGUCGACUAGAUCUCACAGAGUUCCUACUGCAAAAGAUGAAUAACAUUUAUAGUAUUAAGGACAGCGCCAAAAAGUAAAACCCCUGUUCCAAAAAAAGCUAGGACACUCUAGAAAGUUUGUUGUUUUCCAAAUAAUUUCCACUGUAUAUUUAAUUAAAAUCCGGGCGAAAACGACAUACAAAAAGUUCAGACUGAAGUUUAAAUAGUGCUCAGUUUAAAGUGAUUGCAGGAUCACAUCUAAAAAAAAAGUUGGGAAAGGAUCACAUUUGGGAUCAGAUCAUUUGGCAUCUUCUACCAAAAAAAAGAUUUUUUUAAUUUGUUUUUCAUUUCACCUCAGUCCAGCUUAUAUAGAUAUAUAUUAUAUAUUUUAACCCAUUUAAACUGGGACAGCAUGUACGCAUUUCAACCUCCCAAGCCGGCGGCGCCACUGUGCAUGUCUACUCUUCAAGCUGGGAGCGCGGAUACAUCAUUUUGUAACAUUCUGUAGUUUUUCAAUCAUUGCUGGAGUCAUGAUGAAUCAAAUCAUCAUACCUGUCUGCCUCUGAUAGGCUAAUAAAGCGAUCAGAUUCAUUAUGGGUUAAAGGAAAUUAUUCUGGAUAUUCUGACUUUUUGAGUCUUUUUAAUGUACAGUAGAUGAUGAAAUUUAGUUCUGAUUUUACACGAACAAACAUGAAUUUUGAACUCCUGAAUUAUUUCCUAGAGCUGAUCAAAACUAGCUGCUGUAGCAUUUGCUAUAAAAACUCGACUGUCCCUGAUGCUGAAAAUGAUUUGUAAACUAAACUGAAUCUGUGUUUGUCUCUGAUAUGACUGUCGCUCCCUCCAUUUCAUCUCUCAGUCCUGUGACUCUUCCUCCUACAGCAGAAUCUCAAACACAUGCAGCUGUUGACGGGGUUGAUAUGCUAAUACAUUUCUCUCCCGUCAGUGAGUUUGUGUUCAGUGGAGGGGGAAAUUGGUUUAACAGGAGCGAAGAAGUCUUCACCCUCUGCUCUGCCCGCCUGUGUUCAUCAUGUUUGUAACAGACUGACUGCUUAUUUAAAACAAGGAGAGACAGAAUCAGUUGUUUUAGUACAAAAUGAGUGACUGAGUUGUGAAUUCACUCUGUUAACCGCCCAAGCUCCUCUGAUUUCAUGUGAUUCCCUCUUUCUCCUCUUCCCACCCCUCACAUCCUAUUUCUGUAUCCACUGCUCAUCAAUUCUUGUCAUUUUCUGUCCGCCCUGUCUUCCUCCUCCUCCAAUCUUUCAUCUGCUCCUCACACAGCCCACAUCUCAUCACUUUUGUCACAUCCCUCCAGUGUCCAGAUCCCACUGUAGCUGCUCCUGCCACACACAGUUUGCCUCCUUAUUCUUAACAAUUCUGUUUCUCCUCCGUUUCUCAAUGUUUCCCGUCUUCUGUUGGAUCUUCUGGUUCUCAGGCUGUAAGUCUCUUUUUCUUACCUGCACAACACAUAAAUGCACAUCAUUUACUUCUAUUAAUGACAGGUGAUUCUCAAGGUGUGAUGUAUCCACUCACUCAAGGUGUGAUGUAACCUCUCACUUGAGCAGAGGACAGUACGCCAUGUCUCCCGCUUAAACUGAGGCGAUGUUGUUUCAGUCAGAGUCUGUAUCUGAGUUGCUUUUUAAUAGCGAGGUCUUGCCACAUCCUGACAUUAAACUACCUUGUUUUCCUGUUCAUUGUUGUGCCUCAAAAUCAUUUCCCCUUUUUUCUUUUUCAUUUGUGCAGUCGAGCGAGGUGCUCAGCACCCAGCUGGCCACCCUGGAGUCAGAGAAGGCGGAGCUGGUGGAGUCUCUAUCAAAGGUGGAGGCGGAGCUUGCUGUCCGAGGGGAGGAGCUCGAAAACGUCCAAAGCUCUCUGGCGACUGAAAGGGAAAGUGGAGUGAAGACGGCAGAAGCUCUGCAGAAUCAGCUCAACGAGAAGGUAAAUGAAUGAUCUUUCUUUAUGAGCUUGAAUAAAUCAAAUAUGCAGGUUAAGUUGUUGUGUUAAAUUCAAGUACAUCCAUGCGUGCGUGUGUUUGCAUCCACAGGAGAGCAGAGAGCAGGAGUUAGAAAGCCAGCUGGUGGCGGCUCGCUGGUCCAGUCUGCAGGGAGCCGUAGAGGAGGCAGAGAAGAUCAUCCAAGAUUCUCUGGCACAGAUAGAUGACCCAGCACACAUCAGCUGCACCAGCUCUGCAGGUCGGGAGCUAAUGGUUUUACUGAACAUGACAGCGCAGAGCUGCAGCUAUUCAAGAGCGGGAUUAUAAUUAGCACAGCGUGUGUAGUUCCUUCGGUGUGCAUGUCUGUGUCUCUAAGCUUUGUUGCUUCUCCUUUAAUUCCUGUAGACUACCUAGCAUCCAGAUGUCAGGCCUCUAUAGACUGUAUGGACCGGCUGACCUCUGCCAGAGAGGGCUUUGUGGCCGACAACACAGGUGAGGGCUUUCAGUUCAGCUUUCAGAGGAAUAUGUUAUAAGCACUUAAGUUUCAGUUUGGCAGCAUGAAGCUCAAUAUUAAAAAAAAACAUUACAGCUGGACAAUGACCGCUUAAAUAUAAAAGUUUUAAGGUUUUUCUGAAUGAAUCUCUCCCUUAAAACUUAUUUUGCUCCCAUUUUCUUCUCACAGAGCUAAGGCCAACGUGCUUUGAAAUAGGGUUAGGCCAGAAGAAGAGAAAAAAAAUUUUUUUAAAUUUCCAUUUUGAGAUUAAAGUCAAAAUUUCAAGAUUAAAGUCGAAAUUUUAAAAAAGUCGAAAUUUAUGUCGACUUUAAUCCUGAAAUUUCAAUUUUAAUCUCAAAAUGUUAAUUUUUUUUUACCCCAAAAUUUCAACAUUAUUAACAAUGUUUUGUAAUCUCAAGAUUUAAAAUUUUAUCUCGAAAGAGCUAAUCUCAGAAUUUCGGCUUGUCGGUUUUAUUGACAUAAUUAGGCUUUAUUGACAUAAUCUUGAUUUUUUUAAUCUUGAAAUUUCGACUUUAAUCUCCUACCUGUAAUUAUUUUUUUUCUCUUCAUGUGGCCCUAAUCCUCUUUCGUAAAUAUGCUUCUGUGUUUCCACUCGAGAGUUUUGAUAACAGCUGAAACAGUUUUUAGUUUUAUGGUUUUUCCAAGCUGACAAAUUCAGUUUGACUACAUGUAGCUCUGCGUUUUUAGGGGUGAUAUGACCGGCUAGCACAAGCAAUCAUUCAUUUUAGCAUUUUUGUAUUAAAAGAAACCAGAAUGCAUCAUGAAUAAUUGUUAAAUUGCUGUAUUUUCCAAACAGCGGAUAUUUAGAUGACCAGCAUCUGAUAGACGCAUUUUUCCUUUUUUUUUAAACUUCAAUUUUAUUUGCAUUUUUUAACUAUAACUGAAACAAGACAUACAGUCAUACAGGAAAAAAAAACAGAACAUAAUGUCAUUCAGAGAGGAAAAAAAAUGUCCAUGUAGCCUCCAUUAAAGUUGUUUAUUUUUUUAAGUGUUGUUGAGAGAUUUGUAUUUGUGAUAGCCACAUUUUUCAAUCAAUCAGUCUACAACAUGACGGAAAAGAAUGUGUAUUAAUGAUUUCUACAUUUACAUGAUCUGUGAACUGGUCAGCUGUAAAUCUGUAUUUAUUUAUCAUGUCUUUGUUUAGGUGUGUCUGAGCUGGUGCGAGUGGUGACCCAGUGUGGCCACCUGGUGGGCGACACCAUCAUUCAGGGAAGUGCCACCUCCCACAUGGUGCCUGUUGAGCAAGCUGAUGGUGAGUAAACAUAUGAAUGAGUGAUAGAGAGGUGAUACGUAAGGUCUCUGCUUCUCUCUUGAUACUCAUCUGUGGGCGAGUCCCUUAGCCCCGGCAUGAACAUGCUCCAACAUGUCUGCUCCUCAUGGGUCAUACCUCUUUUGAUGAAAGAGGAAGCUGAGCAGGAGUGAUUGGGUUACUUUUGUAACGCUGUGGAAUAGUUGCUAUAUAACGUCUGGCUCAUGUUGCAAUUAUAAACAGCAGGUGACAGUCGUGACUUCAAGAGCUUGUGUGGUUAAAAUACAUUUGCAGGCUUUACACAGGAGGCCUGUUUUCAAAGUUUGUUCUCUUGGAGGUUUUAAAGAGUCAGGUCAAGUCUACACAUGACCUGAUACAAGAGAACCCAUCACUGCGACAAAAACAGGCGUGUAGAGCUAAAACCAGGUCAGUCUAGACCUGGUGUAGCUGCAGCCUGGAAAUCAAUGAGGCUGCAUUGAUCAUGUUUGCUGAAACAUUUAAAUGCGGCGCUUGAAAGCAUGCGCACAGUUAGAUGCAAAUCAGCUCACAGUCUUUCAUCUAAGAACACAGCCCGGAGGUAUUUUGCUUUCCCUGCUUCUCCCAUCAAAGUGGAGUGUUGAGCGCCCCGCCUCAGGGGAUGUCAGUGUAAUUAUAUCUGCAGCUGUAGCAACUAGUGGCACGUAUCAAGCUGUAAACUAUAUUUGAUCAGAAAAUUAAGAGUAAAUAAUGCCACGGCGUAACAUGUUAGCUGUGAGGCUUCAAAAUGCUUUCGGAUUUUGGUUGUUUUGAGUGCCUGUCGGUGUGUUUUUGAUGACAUGCGUCCUCUUUUGUCUGAAUCAGCCCUGUCAGAGAGCGUGAAGGCGUGCGGGGCCGAAGCUCUGGCUCUUCUCAGCCAGAUGAAGCAGCAGGACAGCAUAGAAGCAGCAGAUAACAGCAAGCUGAAGGCGGCGCUGGAGGCCAUCCUGGCCACUGCAGAGGUCAGUACGUACUGAGGUCAGGUUUGCAGGAAGAUGAACUGAAUAGAGAGAUAGAUUGUUCAAAUAGAAAUCUGCCUUUUUGAGAGCUUUUGCCGUCGCACUGACUUCUCCGUCUUUGUUCAGAAACUGCGUCCUCGUGGUUUGGAGCUAAAGCAAGGGGAGCUGGGAGACCUUGUGGAGCAGGAAAUGGCUGCCACUUCCGCUGCUGUUGAAUCAGCUGCUGCAAGGAUAGAGGUGUGUGCCUGCGUGUGUGGUUACAUUUGUGUGUUUCUGUUCAGCUGCAGUCACCUGAUCCCCAGUCCUGUAUUUAAAAGAACUUUGCGUGUGUCUGUAAGAGCCCUUUGAACGCUGUGAAAACAUCGCCCCCUGUUUCUUUUUGCAGCAGUAUUAACUUCAAAGCAACCUUCUUUUUUUGUCUCUCUGUGGAUCCCAACAGGAAAUGCUCAACAAGUCUCGAGCAGUUGAUACAGGAAUCAAGAUGGAGGUCAAUGAGAGGUAAAACUCACAAGAGACGUUGGGAUCACUUUUUUCUGUUACAAAAGUCAAAUACAAUCCAGUGUCUCCAACGUGAACCAGACCUUACAACAGGGUUUAAUGUAUGUCAAAGAAAAACACUGAAGACUGUUUCCUCUACUUAAGAUUCAGUGAAGUUGGAGAGACAGUCAACCCUCAAAUAAACAGCUUUUUAUGACCGCAGUAUGAUUGGUCUAAUUUCCAUUACAGGAAGUUCAAGAUUCAAAAUGAAAGUAAAAGAUGUUAAAGAAAAAUACAGAAGGAUAAGAUAAGAAGAGAUGAGAUGUUCCUUUAAUAGUCCCACAGGAGGAACCUCAUUAUCUGCUCUUGAUUAGUACAACAAGCUGAGCGUCAAGCUGUUUACUUACUGCAUGACAUUUCAGGGCAGUUGCAGACGAUCACACACUGAGGCCUGAUGUGCAAAGAAUAUUUAUCAGUUCAGCCGCUAAAGUGCAAAGUCUGAGCCCAGCCUUGCUCUGUCUGCCUCAAUGAAAACCUGGAUUUAGUUCUCUGGUGUGUUAUCAGUGGUUUGAAUAUUGUCUUUGCUAACUUGUGUGCUCCAAAUUGAUUCAUUAGGAUUUAUUAACUGCAUAUGAAUCUUAAAUAAAUUGUCUCAGGCUGCAGGUUUGUAGCUCGUAAUGCAUUUGUCUCAUCGUGAUGUCUGUGUUCAUGACAUUUUGGGUUGUUUUUUUCGCUCAAAACAAAUUAAAACUAUGUUUUAAUCAUCUAGCCUGGAUAAUAACUGUCUUUGCACAAAUUUAGCCCACUAAACAGCCUUUUAUUCUGAUUUAAUAAUUCAUGUUUAAAAAAGUUGUUUCCCCAGAAGCCGCACCACUGCUAUGAAAUACAAUCAUAAAACCAAAUAAACAAGCACCGCAGCACUAUUGCUGCUUUGAGAUUUAGGUCAGUGGUGCAUCAGUCAUGCAACAACAAGCCCAUUUCUAAACAAGCCUGAUUCUUCUCUGUUUUGAUCUGCGUCUGUAUUUCCCAACAAAAUGAGCAAAUCUGGAAUAGAAUCAAAUGAGAUUAAGACAUUCGCAGGUUCAACACUGAUUACGCUUUCUAAUGUUGUACUUUCUAGUAAAAUGAGAGAAUGGAUAUUGGCAGCAGCUGUAACGCCGUUCGCUGUGUGAAUUUUCGUGUCCCCUGCUCUGUCGCCCCCUGCAGGAUUCUGGCCUCCUGCACGGAGCUGAUGCAGGCUAUCAAGGAGCUCAUUCUGUCUUCCAAAAAUCUGCAAAGGGACAUUGUGGAGAGCGGCAGGGUGUGUAAUAAUACUUUUCUCUUUUUGUUAUGAAUUUAAUGACUGAUACAUUUUUUAUGAAGCUCACUUAAACUGACUGUUUCAUGUGUGUUUCUCUUUACUCCUUAUACUGUAAUGGAUAAGUUUAUAAUCACAAUAUCAUAUCUACUCUGGAAAAGCUCAACACAGGCUGUUUUUAUGUCUUUUAUUACUUUUAUUUAUUUUAUACUUUUGUGUUUUUAUUUCAUUCAUUUUAUUUCAUUUUAAAUGUUUUUUUUAACUGUUUUUAUUAAUUUCAUUAAGAUGUUUUCACCAUUGCCUGUUCUUUUAAUUUAUUGUGCAGCACUUUGGUAGACUUAAAUGUUUUUUAAAAUGUGCUAUAUGAAUAAAGCGGAUUGGAUUGUGUUGAUUCACAUAAUUUCAUAAGCUGCGGCUUUUGAGUUUGACCCUAUAUUUUUACAGAUGUUUAAUGUGCAAAUGUAUCGGAGUUCCUUGUCGUGAAUUAUGGUAAACUUGUAAUAUUUUGAUUUUUAAUUGUUGGCAAAGAAGAAGACGUUUGAUAAACCCUCAGAAACUGGUGUGGGGAUUUGAACACCAGUUACAGCGUGAUUGAAUUAUAAGACUAAUUCUACAACCAAGAAAUACUUCGCAGGUUGAUUGAUAAUUACACGCAAUGAUUGAAUAUGUCUGCUGUUCUCAUAUCAGAGAGAUUAAACUGUGUCAUAGAACAGUGGUUCUCAAGUCCAGUCCUCGAGGAACACUGUCCUGCAUGUUUUGGAUGUUUCCCUGCUCCAACACACCUGAUUCAAAUGAUCAGCUCGUUAUUAAGCCAUGACAGAGCUUCAUAACGAGCUGAUCAUUUGAAUCAGGUGUGUUGGAGCAGGGAAACAUCCAAAACAUGCAGGACAGUGGGCCUCCAGGACUGGACUUGAGAACCACUGCCAUGGAACAAAGAUUUGAAGAUGUACUCUUGUGUCCACCAGGGGGCAGCCUCCAUGAAGGAAUUUUAUGCCAAGAACUCCCGCUGGACUGAGGGUCUGAUCUCUGCCUCCAAAGCAGUAGGAUGGGGUGCUACAGUCAUGGUGUAAGUAUCAUUGCUCCACUCAGUGUCUGUUGUGGUGUGUUAACGUGUUUAUGUCCAUAAAGAUUUUAGAGGGAAAGCGCUCUGCAAACUGCUGCGACUGUUAAGGAAACUUGAUACAGCCUAGUGAAUAAAAGUGGUGAUCCUUUCAGGGGUAUAAAAAUAAAAUAAAAGUAAUGUUUUCAUGUUCUGCUCUGGGGUUCAUUUUGCACUUUGUAAUUCCAGGGACGCUGCUGAUCUGGUGGUGCAGGGCAAGGGGAAGUAUGAGGAGCUGAUGGUGUGUUCACAUGAAAUAGCUGCCAGCACAGCACAGUUGGUGGCCGCCUCUAAGGUGAGUAAUAAACUCAGACUUGUCAUACUUCUUUUAAAACUUGUACAAGUUUGGUGACCGGACAAAGGAUAUCUUAGCUAUCAUUUUUAUACAAGUAAAUUCAGGAGUUUUUUUGAUAUUUCCUCACUAAUACAGAUAGAGGCAGAAUCCCAGGGCUUUACUUGCAGCAGUAUAGAUGACAAAUACAGAAGAGCAUUUGUGUUUUUACUCGGGGUUGAUAAUCUCUUCUCCUGCUGUUCUCCUCUCCAGGUAAAAGCAGACAAAGACAGUUCCAACCUGCAGCGCCUUCAGCUGGCGUCCCGCGGUGUUACACAGGCCACUGCAGCUGUCGUGGCCUCCACCAAGUCUGGGAAGUCUCAAAUCGAGGAGACAGGUGAGACACUCUCCACAUGGACUACAGAGUCUGGUAGUUUGGUUUGAGAACUGACAGCUGGUUUGAAAUGUCAGUGAAAACUCAUGACAGAGUGAAAAUUUUUGUUGUUUGUGUGCAGAUACGAUGGACUUCUCCAGCAUGACGCUCACCCAGAUCAAACGGCAGGAGAUGGAUGCACAGGUCAGCAACAGAAAACAGGCAGAUAUAAAUGACCAGCAGAGUUGGACAUUGGCAAAGGAAACUCUUUCCCGUUGGCCUUUAACAUUAGAAAAUCAGCAAAUGUAGCACCUUUUCCCUUAAUUUUCUGUCCUUUCAGUAAUUUGAGAAGAAUUAAGAGUAUAAUACGGGGUAAUUAGUGUGUCUGCAUUUCCUCAGGUCCUGGUACUGGAGCUGGAAACUCGUCUGCAAAAGGAACGAGAGCGUCUUGGCGAGCUUAGGAAGAAACAUUAUGAGCUGGCCGGUGUGGCGGAGGGUUGGGGCGAGGAGGAGGAGGGUGAGGAUGGAAACGACCUCUACGCAAAAAUCCUCAUCAUACAAAAUGUUACUCUGCAAAUGAAUAAAGUGUGUCUGUCUCCUUCUUCUCCACAGGCACAGGCUGAGACCUGCAGACCCUCCACCCCCACCCCCUCUUCUUCUCUCUGCCUCUUUCUAUUUAUACACACACUUUUCACUCUUUCUCUUCCUUGUUUUCUUCAUUCUGUUUCCUGUUUGUUGUCUAAGCCAAAUUCAAAGGUGCUUCUUUUCUAAAAACCUGCUUCUCCACCCGUGUCCUAAUGCUUCCAUAGAGGACGGCACUAAGGGCUCAGCAAGAGGGGAGGGGCAUUAAAAAACGGAGGAACAAGUGGAUGUAAGGAGAAGGAAACACCCUGACUUCCCGGCCUCUCACACCCCCUUCUGCCUCCCCCUCAGGACUGUGUCGGUGUAAAGAGCAGUCAAAGUAAAAGUGGACCCAUUCUGCAGAGUAUUUAUUGAUGAUUUCUCCCCCUUUUUUUUUGGAUAAUUCACACCAUCAAGGAGUCAAAGCAGAGAUGCCACGAGCACAAGUUUUACUCAAGAUUUCACCCAAAAUGCACUGCACAAAGGCCGAGCUCUCAGCAGGAAUACUGAGAGGAGGGGCUCAAUGACUGUUGCUGGCAUACCCCAGCCUCAAAAAUCAUGUCUCUGUGUCGCAUAGAUGGCAUGCAUGCGGUGUUUUGUUAGGUGGCGUGAGCUUACAGAGCUGCUCUCUACGUGUCAGUGCGGUUUAUAGUUUCUUCCUCUUCUUUCUUCACUGUGAGUUAUCACCGUACUAAGUCCAUACUCGCUCCGCCGGCUGGUUCACUGGACUUUCUGCCUUCCACCUCUCCACCAUUGUUCUGACUGUGACUGUUAACUCAAGCUUGAACCCCCCUUGUUUUGUAUUUUUAUGGUGUUUAUUUUAACAGAUGCUCUCAUGGAAACUCUCAAAAGGGCGGCUUCAAAAAAAAAAAAGGAAAGUGGCACCGUUAUUUUGUUCUUCUCCUCGUGAGCUUUUGGUCAAGCAACUACCUCAUGCUACAACGACAGAGGUAGCGGUGCAUCAUGGGAAGAUAUGAUGAGCGGGAACUAUCGCCCAAACACUAACGACAUGGAGUUUUUUCUUUUAUUAGUAAAAGGUGUUUUGAUAUUGAAAAAAGCAACAACAGUUUGGUGUUUGCUUAUUUGAUCGCUAAGCAAAAACAGCUCAAGUCUGUUAGAGAAAUUAAAAGUCUCAUAGUAAAUUUUGACGCCCUCAUUGGUGCAUACUUUUUUAUAAAUGGUAGCGGUCAAGCAACGCUACAUCAAAUCUGUCACAAAAGCAGCAGCGAACUUGGACUUGAAGCCGGGAAGACAAAAAGAAAGCCCGAACAAGUUUUUCAGUCAAACCUGAAUGUCAAUUUUGGGGAGUUGUUGGAGGCCGCACAAACCUUUUAAUCUGUGAAAUGUGUAAAAUUAUCUUGUGUUUCACAUGAUCCUGCCUCUUCAAAGAACUCUUCAGGGCUUAUGUUUGUCUUAUAAAUCCCUCUUUGGACCACAAUGGACUCUGAAAUAUGCAGUACAAAGACUGCAGUGUUGUCAAAAGCUUCCUCAAGACCAAGUAGCUGUGUAUAUAAACUACAAGCCUUUUAUCGUUGGAAAUACUCUUUCUUUUCAUUUCAAAGCAUUAGUGUUUUGCAUCCCUAUAAGUAAAAAUUCAGUUCAAUUGAAUUAGGGAUGCAAAAUGGUGCAAGUGAAAGCUACGUGUAACUAAUAUAAUUCAUAAUUUUUUCCAUAAGAGGUUGGUAUUUAACCAUAUUUCCUACUGGGACUGAUGAGAUGACUCUCAGCUUGCAUUUGGUGGACUCUGUAAGAAGACUGCUCAUGCCUUCAGAUGAGAUGGCCUCCUUUUUUUCAACCUUGUCACCUUAUUUCUUCUUUUUUUUCCAUUUAACCUCAGUAAUGAUGACUUUCUGUCUUUCUGUGGCUUAACACACUUAGUUUUGACGCUUGGCCUCAGCUGUGUGUAUCGUAAAAGUAGUGACACUGGUUUAUUUAACAGACGCUGGUCUUAUAGUGUUUGCUUUUAAUUCUUUAACACUAUUUUUGAGCAGCAGAUUGGUGAGUCCAAAAAGGCAAAGAAAAGUGUUUUAUUCGUCGCACCUUUUGAAGUGAUUUGCCUAUUUGCUGCUCGAACCAUGCUUAAACAAACAGCGAGUAUUUUUUGCAGUAAUAAUUUGUGCAGGUCUUUGUAUUUAAUAAUGAUUUUAGACUAUUUUGUCACCUCUUCAGCCUGGGCAAAACAGACGCUGGUUGUAAGAAAAUCUGAAGAAAAACACAAGAGAAAGAUAGAUCUGCUUUUUAUAGUACUUUCAAGUGUCUUGACAGAUGAAUCGAAAGCACCUUCAGUGAUGUCUGGUUGUAUUUUUGGCCCAAAUAUUCUUAUUAACCUCUCUCUCUCUUUGUCUCUCUCUCUCUCUAUCUCUCUCUCUCUCUCUCUCUCUGGGCUCUGUGUCUGUAGUCGUACCAGCUCAGCCAGCCUUCAAACUGCCUCACACUGUAGUCAAAGAGAAACAAAUACUCACAUAGCAACAUUGAAAUAUGUCUUUGUAUGAUAUACUAAAACUAUGUUGGUGGGUUUAUUUUUAUUUUUUCAGUUUUUGAAAUAAAUAUUUCAACUUGUUAAUACGGACAAA